GUGGGCGAUACUUUGUAAUUUUUUUCUACAAGACUUGAUGCUUAUGUUUCUUGUUUCUCGUCGAUCUCACUUCUUGUUUGAAAAAAGCUGAAAACCAAAGUAAACUGAGUGAGACUGUGAGUACAUAAUUUUUUAAUUUUAUUUUACUCUGAACUAUAUGACCAUUUUCUAUAGAUUGUUUUAACUAUUUUCUUGAUUAACACAUAAAACCCAGAAGAACAGGGAUAAAACAACUUUUUUCAGGAAUAAAAGUACAUUUUUGUUCAUUAAACUAUUUUAGCACGGGGUACAUUUUUAUGAGUAUCCCCUAAAAAACUUGACAUAUGCACAUAAAGACAUGCAUUGUAUAUGAAAGUAUAUCGUUUUUGCUUACUACCGUUCUACUAUUGUGUGGUUUGAAAAACAGUUAGCAUCGUUACCAGAACAAUUUCAGGGAGCAAAAGUCGUUUUAGGGUCUUAAACAUCAACCUUUAUUAUAUAUCAUUAACCCAAGAAAGUGGGUUAAACCAAGAAGACAAAAUAAAAGUCAAAAACAUUUAUAUUUUACUUGAAUGGGCAAUUGUUAUUUUAUGAUAUUUGCGGUGUUUAUUUUCUGUCUUCUAACUUCGGUAUUUUCAUUUAAUAAUAAUUUAUUAAUUUAUUUUAAUUUCUUUGAACCAUAAAACAAAAGCUUUGGGAAAUAAAUCUAGAUAAAUAGUUUUAAAAGGCAGACUGAAUCACUAACUGUGUAAAGAAUAUGUAAUGUAAUGCUUAAUCUAUUUUACUGUUGUAGUUUGCUCUAUUACCCUUAAAUAUUCUCCACAUUGGGAUACAAGGAUUCUCGUUAAAAUGCUUUUUUUAAUUAUAAAAUAAUUAGCAAAGUUUUCAUGAUUUAUUUGUUUUUAUUGCACAAUGGCGAUUGACUUAAAAGGAAACUGAAAAAGGAUAUUAAUCUAAAAUAUUCUUAACUGAAUGAUUUAGAUUGUGAGAAUUCCCAAAUCCAUUAACACUUUUAACAUUUUGCAUGAAGUAUUGUGUUAACAAUUUGAAGAUGUUAUGGGGAUGGAAUAAUAAUAAUAAAAAAAAAAGAAAGACGAAAACUCUAGAUGAGUAAAUAUUUUAACACAAAGAUAAAGCACCGCGCUUACAGCAGCAGUAGCUUAGUAUCCAACAGCUUAAAAUACAUAGUAAAAACAAAGAGAACGUUACCAGCGCUCUGGCCUUAAUCCCCAUGUGCAUUUAAACAAUAUGGAGGCUCUUUAGUUUUAUUCCAAUGGCCAUUUGAAUAUAUAAGCUCACCUGCCACGUCAAGGCAAGCCAUUUGAUAUGCUGAUAUCAGCCAAGAAUCUCCAGUAAGACAGGAAGGGGUAUUUUAUGAACCCUUUCACAUUUAACCCUUUGUAGGGCUUCUACACAUACAAAUCACCUUGCUGGUAUCAGCUAAAAGGCAAAUUUCCUGAUGAGAAAGCACCCCUUCCUGUCUCAUUCAGGGUUAAAUAUCUAGGGGUUUAUAAAACACCCCCUCAUGUCUCAUUAGAGAUGUUUACACUUUGUCUGAUACCAGCAAAGUUUAUUGUAUGUGUAGAAGCCCUAUAAAGGGUUAAAUGUGAAAGGGUUUAUAAAAUACCCCUUCCUGUCUCGCUGGAGAUUCUUGGCUGAUAUCAACAUAUCAAAUGGCUAGUGUAGGAACUCACCUAUUGAGGCUUGCCUUGACGUGGCAGGUGAGCUUAUAUAUUCAAAUGGCCAUUGGAAUAAAACUAAAGAGCCUCCAUUUUGAGUAAAUAUUUUAACCUACAAAUAUUCUGGGGAUUUUACUAGUGAUCUAUUGACUCGAUGUGACUGUGUAGCAACUUACAGACACAUACAUAUAUCCUACAUUAAGCUAACAUGUUGGAAAUUUGGAUUCCUAAAUAUACCAGGAAAACAAAUUCAAAUACCAAUAACUAAUGUAUGUGAAUAUAAUUUUCGAUAUAUAUAUAUGCCGCCUCAGCUACAGUAUUAUAAAAAAAAUCAGAUUUGUCCUUCUGCCAUAAUUAUUAACUUUAUUAACAGAAGGUUUGGAAACAAGUGGUACUGAAAUAAUAUCUAUAACAUUAUACAUCUCAGAUGUCCCCAGAUGGAUAAGUAUGGACGCAAAUGCUGGGUGGUUUUGGUAUUUUUGAUUUCGUGCUCAGUAGUGAAGCAGUACAAUCUAAAAUGCAUUAUUAUUCCGCUAUCCUUUGCACGAUCAAAGAAAUUAGUCAUUUUCUUACAGAUCAUGGUAGAUUCCUACACACGUUUUGCUUAGGUAUUACUAACAUACCCGAAAUCUGCCAUUUUACUUGCGUGUCUGCAACUUUAGUUUUAAGAUACAGUCAACACUUGUUAAUCAAAGUAUAUCAGUCUUGGUCAGAUAUUAUGCUGGGAUGUGAGAGAAGAAAGAGUUAAAAAAAAUACUGUCAUAUUAACAAAACCAAAAAGAAAAAAAAUGAGGGCCGCGCUAUCAUUUGCAAAAUGUGCACACCAAGUGCUACAUACAAGUUCAUUGGAAGGACAGAAAAGUACAAAUGCUUCACAUUCUCCCUUUCCUCUUUCAUAAUGCUUGUCAAUACAUGACAUGUAUUGAGAAAGGGGAGAACCCGAAAUGUUUGUACUUUUCUGUCCUUCCAAUAAACUUGUAUGUAGCACUUGGCGUGCACAUUUUGCAAUUGAUAGAGCUGCCCUCUUCUUUUUCUUAUUGGUUUUGUCAAUUAUAACCCUGCUUGGAGCUGCCCUGGAAUGUGUCAGCAGCGCAAGAGGAAUUGAUGUAUCUACUUUUUAAAUUAUUAUUAUUUUUUUUUAAUUCUUUAUUUGUCUCAACUCACAAAAGAUGUCAACAUUUGUUCGUGAAGCAUACAUUUUGAAAGGUAUCACCGUAACAGCUCGUUUAGGCAUAGAGUAUUCAUCACAAGAAGAGUGAGAGCUGCAAUGUGUUGCCUGUGAGUGUGCCGGUGAGUUGAGGUGUUUUUUGUUUUUGUGGUGUAAGCCUGUCGGUAUGAUGUUUGAGUGGGGUUGCCACAGGGUUGCACAUCGUGAGUGCGGUCUGUAUAUCCGUGGCAGGUGUAUAAGUCCCUUCCCUCUGUGGUUGGUCGUGCUAUCUGUGCGUCCUUUUAAGUUAUGAAGGGGGUGGGGGGGAGAUAUUGUCAGUUGUGUUAACCAUAAGUAGGUGUCUGGAUGGUAUUUGUACUUGAGAUGUGCCAUGCAUGUGCAUGUGAAGAGUUUGGGCUUAUUGUGUAGAUCUCGGUCUAAGUGGUUCUGUAGCUCUAUCGCUCCGUUCUGUGUCCCCUCUAGUCAAAAAUGUGUGCAGCAGGUGGAGGCAAGAGUGGCAUACAGUGAAAUAAUAACAAAAUCUUAGCAACGAGGGUUAACCAAUUAUAGAGAAGCGUAAGUCCAGCCUAAAGUCCUGGGGUCAGCAGGUUUAGUGAGGUUAAACUACUGGGCACGUCCUCAGCUCAGCGGGAGGCCUGGAUAAGGGCUUAGCCUCCGCUGGGGCCCGACAUCCUCUCAAUCAAGUCCCGGUUCCAGUGGAUGAGGUGGGUCUCGCCGCCCAUGGUAUAACGUCCCUGAUCGUGGCCAGGUCCACCUGUGCCAGAUUCCUGCUCUCCGAGGUGUUGCUUAGUGGGAUUUUCAGCUUCUGCAGGUGGCCUUCCAGCUCCCGGUAGGUUUCCGCUCGGAGGGUGGUGUCUUGGGCCGUUAUCUGUGCGGGAAGGGCCCCAUCUGUAUGGCACCUCGUUAGUACGUAGGUGGUGGAGUAGUGGUCGUAGGGAUUGGCGCCACAAUGUAUUCCAUGAUAGAUCGGGGAAGAGGAGCAGCAAAGCGCCCUCAAAUUCAAUGGGUGUCUUCCCCCUCAACGCAGCUUGCAAUAUGGCUUUGUCUUGCAGGGAGCUGAAUCAGAGGAUGAGGUCUGGGGCGGUGGACGCUGGUGCGCUGGUUGGAUUGGGGAGGCUGAACAUACCGUCUAGCCUCAGGUUUUUGGCUUGUUUCGAGGGUAGGUGGGCUGCCAUGAACCGCCUAAUGAAAUGUGGUAAGUCCGGCAGACCCACCGUUUCCGGCACCCCCCAGAGUUUCAGGUUGUACCUUCGCCUCUGGUCUUCCAGGAUGUCAAGCCUGCGGUCGAUCUGCAGCCGGUGCUGGUCCAGGGUAGCCAGGCCCCACUCCACCACAGUAAGUCGGCUCUCCUGUGUACUUUGGAUAGUCUCUAGUUGGGGCAGUUGGGCACUCUGUGAGCACUCCAACAGCCUUUCUGAGAGGGGCCAGGUCUCCCGCUAGGUUUGCACGGAGUUCCGCCAGCAUCUCCUUCAGCUGCGUUGUGGUGACCGGUUCUUGGCCGGUUGCGGCCUUUAGUGAAGCACGGUCCUGCCUCGCCACCGGAGUGGGUCUGUCCGAUGGGGCCAUAGCUAUAUCUUCUGAGGAGUAUGAGGUGCCGUCGUCCUCAAGCGCCAUUUUGUCCCAUCCGGCCCUCUGCGAGCUCCGGAAUAGGUCUCCAAUAUCCUGACCCGGUGGGCUCUUGUCUGGCUUGGAUUUUUUAUUCUUACGGCCAAUGUUUGUUCUUGUGGUCUGGGAGUCGGAUUCUGAUGGGUCAGCGGGUCUCUUUGUCAGCAAUUUCAGCCGUUAUUUGGUAUGUUUAAGCGGAGCACAGCGAGCAUGCGACCGUCCAGGUUCACCGCUAGGCUCCGCCCCACUAAUUUUUUGUUAUUUUAAAUGUUCUUUAUUGCGGCUACUGCCAUCUUAAUUUCUAUCUGCCUGUUAUUUUUCUAAUCACAACUAUUUACAUAUGUCUCUCUAUCUAAUAAUUUCUAUUUAAUCUGUUCUAUCUAUAACUUUCUAUCUAUAAUUCUGUAUCUAAUCUCAUCAAUAUAUGUCUGUCUUUAUAUUUCUGCCUAAUAUUCUCCAUCUAUUUCUUUCUAUUUAUAUUAUCUAUCAUCCAACCAUCCAACCAACCAACCAUCUGUCCAUCUCUCUAUCUGUCUGUAUGUCUAUCUAUUGAUCUGUCUGUCUGCAUGUCUGUCUAUCUAAUCUUAUCUUUAUAUGUAUAUCAAUUUAAUCUUCUAAAUGAAAAUACUUCUUCUUUUCCUUGGUCUCUGGGAAAUAGUUUUUCUCAUUUCCCAUUUUUAGUUUUAAUUUCCAGUUUUCUAGAUGUUAUUUACCGUACCUUGUUUUGUUGCUUUUUUUUUUGCCCAUUCACUACUAACAGGUUUACACAAUUCUAAAUGUCACCUUUUUUUCCCCAUCUUUGUACAAAAAUACAGGAGAGAAUGUUUUAGCGAUAUCUUGAUUUAGCAAAUCUUGCACAAUAACAGAAAGAAUUUAAAAGCGAAUGAUAAUUUUGGUAGCUGUUACAAAAAUAGAUUAAUAGAAAUGAUCAAAUGCACCACCCAUGUGUAGGAAGACUGAUAAUCUUUUUGGGCAUCAUCAUUGAAAUGGAAAUAUACACUUACCUCUCCUGUCUUUGAUUGCAAGAAUACAGUGAUGACGUUUGACUUGUUGUGAAAUGGGGGGUUACUUACAGUCAUUUUGCAAAAUACAAAAAUACAGACAGAUAGAAAUGGACUCUGCAAAAAUAAAUGUUUCUCUGCAGGGUGAAAAAAAGUUCUGGAGCAAAGAAAAUGAUAUCUGGGCAAAUCUGGACUUAUGUUAGUUUUUUCUUGCUCUGCAACGCAGAAUGAAUGUGAGCCCUUGUAUGUACAUUGGGUUUGAAAGAUAUAAUGCUCGAUUUAAAUUUUUGGAUUUUUGGGACCUUACAGGAUCUUUGAAUCUGAAAAUAAUCUAAAUCAUUUUGUAAAUAAUCAUGUCGGUGACAUAACUAAUUUACAUAACAAUGUUUUUACCUGCAUUCUCAAAGGACUGAUAAAAACAUUUGUCAAUUAUACAAUACUAUGACUGGUGCUUUGAACUUCUAAUGUGGAGAGAUCUGGAUGUCUAUCCUGUAUCGUCUUUUAUAUAAACAAAGAAACACAGUAGUGUGAUAAAGAGGCGCCUAGUGAUUUGAAACGUGUCAGAUCUAUAGCCGCUGAAAACACUCUGUGAGCACUCCAAACAGCCCACCAACAAUAUACAAUUUUAACAAACGCACUAAAAAUCGUUUAGGUGAUAAUCCCUUCACUCAAUUGUUUAGGUGAUAAUCCUUUACAACAGAAAGUGCAAUUGUAGCGCUAGAGUAUGAAAGUGGGACUUACCCCUCCCAUAAAUAUAUAUUGGAUGUACAUAAAACAGAAAUAGAUAAAAAUACAUAUAGUGUGUUACUGUGAAGAUAAGGUGAGUAUGUUAUCCUUGUUGUUGUUGUUUAGUCGUUCAGUCAUGUCCGACUCUCCGUGACCAUAUGGACCAUAGCACACCAGGUACAUCUGUCAGUCACUGCCCCUCUGAGCUCCAACAACUUCAUGUUCGUGGCUUCUAUCCAUCUCCGUCUCUGUUGUCCCCUUCUUCACGUGCCUUCAAUCUUUCCCAGCAUCAGAGUCUUCUCUAGAGAAUCAUACCUUCUCAUUAUAUGGCCAAAAUAUUAUAGUCCAGCUCCCACAUCCGUAUGUUACUACUGGGAAUACCAUAGUUCUGACUAUGCUGACCUUUGUUGAUAGUGUAAUAUCUUUAGUUUUUACCAGCUUGUCCAAGCUUGCCAUAGCUCUACUCCCCAGAAGCAAACAUCUUUUAAUUUCAUGACUACAGUCACCAUCUGAAGAGAUCUUGGAUUCUAUGAAAAUAAAAUUUGACACUGCCUCCACUUCUUCCCCAUCUAUUUGCCAGAAACUAAGAUUGCUGUUUGCCAUGAUCUUUUUAACAUUAAGCAACAAGCUAGCUUUUGCACUCUCAUCUUUUACCCUCAUCAACAGGUCCUUUAGUUCUUCCUUACUUUCAUCCAUCAGAGUAGUAUCAUCCGUGUAUCUGAGGUUGUUGAUAUUUCUUCUAGCAAUAUUGAUACCAGCUUUGGAUUCAUCCAGCCCAGCCUUACGCAUUAUGUAUUCUGCAUAUAAGUUGAAUAAAUAAGGUGACAAUAUACAACCUUGUCGCACUCCUUUCCCGAUCUUGAACCAUUCUGUUGUCCCAUGUUCGGUUCUGACUGUGGCUUCUUGUCCACAUACAGAUUCCUCAGGAGGCGAAUGAGAUGAUCUGGUACUUCCAUCCCUUUAAGAACUUGCCACAUGUUGUUGUGAGCCACACAGUCAAGGGCUUUAGAAUAGUCUAUGAAGCAGAAGUAGAAGUUUUUCUGGAACUCUCUGGCUUUCUCUAUUAUCCAUCGUACAUGUUAUCCUAGGUAGAUGGAAAUAAACUCACAUGGAGUAGAGUCUUUUCUGUGGAUAUAGGCUCUAAACUCAGGGACUUGUGUGCCCUCAGGUGGCAUAUACAACCUUUCUUCUGUGGAUGCAAACAGCUGUCGAUCGGUAGUAUAUGUGGAGAUGAAGGAAAUACGAUAAAAAAGUAGAAACUCCUAAGGGCAGUAUUAUUUAUCUCUGGUGCACUAAUAUAAAAACUCUCAUCUGGUAUGGAGCCUAUAGAACUGGCUCCAAGUUGUCUGACUUGGUGUCAAUUUAGGGUGACACUCCUCUGGAUGGAACCCAGAUGGAGAUUGAGGAUAUUCACAGGUAAAUAUAAAUUAAAAUAUACCUUUUAUUACCAUAAAAAUAAAAAUAAAAACAAAGUGUACAAUAACAAUAAAAAUAAAGGUGAUGAUUGAUCCUCUUGCUACAUCCAAUUCCCGAGACGCGUUUCACCUGUAAAUCGGCUUUCUCAAUCAGUAAAGGUGUGUAUUCAGGUUCCUGUUUAUGCAGUGGUGUAUUUUGAAUUUGUGCUGCCCUAGGCAUGACAGAACUGGGGUACCCCCUAAUUUAAAUUUGACCCACCCCUUCCUGUCAAGGCCACACCUCUACCUGUUAAAGACUAACACACUAUUUGACUGACAUACACACAUACAUACCCACUCACUGACCACUGACACAUUCUCAGAUACAUUGACAUACACUCACUGGCAGACACACAUACUCACACACUCACUGAUAUGCCACAAUCUGACAGACACACAAUUUUACUGAUUUGACACAAUCUGACAGACACACACAAUCACUCAGACACGCACUGACACACGCACUGUGUGUGCGUACCCCUUAACAAAUGUCUAAACUCCCAUGGUCUUCAAUGCCCAAAUACCGUACAGUAAUAAAGAGAGAUCUGCCCCCCAAUGCUCUAAACUGUCCCGACGCUCGUUUUGCCAGUAUUCAUUUCUACGCAUAAAAACACUGCUGUUUUUCAAUUCCAUCAUGGCCCAGUUAGAGUGUGAACCCAUAUGUAAGAAUUUAAUUACCGUAUUUCCUUUUUUUGUUGUUGGCAUUUUCUCUUAGGGCACAGAAUUGUUAUAUAUACUCUUAUAGCAGCGGCGUUAAUAAUGGAGCAACUUCCAAUGCUAGAAGUUGCUCCAGCAUUGAAGAGGAAAGACAAACUGUUAACUAAGCUAGCAAUAAUUAAAAUUUAGUGGUCUUGGAAAAAAUCGAUUUUUGCGGUCAUUCAGACUGUGCAUUGCAAUCUCACAAUAACGGUCGCCGAGUGCGGAGUUAGCGUGCAUCUACUCUUCUACUGUUCUUUUGAUUGUUAUAAGCAAGUGUUGUGUGAGUCAUUCCCAGCACGGGGGUUUGGUACAAGAUUAAACUAAAGAGACAGUUAGUCUUCAUUUUACCAAAUGCAACAGCACACAAAAACAGAAGUCUUCGUUUUACCGAACACUUCGAUGAAAUGAUUUUUGAUCAUCGUUGGAUGGCUCCAACAUUUUUUAUAAUCCGGAUGUCAUGACUCAACUGUAUUUAAACUAAAUUGAAAAAAAUAAAUCAAUUACAAAAAUGUUAAUGAGGAAUGUCACACCUCCCCACACCUCACAGGUUAGGAACCCCUGUUCUAGAAGCAGGCAGUAUUUCAGUAAUUUGGGCAGAAUGACUCUCUCACUCCGUUGAUGUUCUGGCCCACAAGAGAACAAAGAAAGAAUUAGAAUGCUUAGUACACUUGGUAUAUUCACUAAACUCCUACUUUUUGCCCAAUCUUAGGCAUUUAACUUGAUAAACUAAACUCAGAUAUUAGGGGAUUUACAUACUAUUUGAUUGUGCUUUACAAUCCAUAUAUGGCCAAAUACACUGGAGUUAAAAAAAAAAACAACAAAAAACUACUUUUGUUGGGCCUAUGCUUCUCUAGAAAAAAUCAUUUCCUGUUGAGACUGACUUUGUCACUCUUUACCAAAAACACAGUUACAGCACACAAAGAGCUAGUAUAGUGAAAACCACAGGCUAUGUAUGUGUCAGUUUACUGUGAGAGCCCCAGAUUUUGACAGUGAAUGAAGUGAUGAGGUAUAUGUGAAGCCACACAUGGACUAUUCAGUCAAUAAUUAUCGAUGAUUCUGACCACAUAUGUUAAGUAUAACAUUUCACUGUUUGGUCUGAGAACCACAAUAAAGUCUGUAUAGCACCUAAUCUUAGAGUUGCACCCUUUACAUGUCAGAAGAGAUAAAGAGGAGAGCGUGUAUUGGUCCUCAGAGGGGAAAUACAUUAAUAUGCACUCCUUACAAGCACACCAACGGUCAAUUCACCAAAUUUGUAGUGCAAACAGGGGACUUGUGGUUUGACACCACAGUCUUAAUCCAUGUGCACAGUUGUGUACAGCAGGUGUUCCAAGUGUGCCCAGGCUGUGGCAGCUCUAGACUUUGUAAAGCCUUAGGCAAAACUCAACCAUGAGGCUUCACUAACAUCAAUAGUGAAGAAAAAUAAAUAGGGGUUGCAUUGUGUGUGUAGAAGAAGCUGUAGUUAUAUUGAAGGGCGGACUUGCAGUGCUGGAUACAGAGAGUUAGUCUCUGUAUUUUUUGCUCAGAGACCUACAGUGUCUUGGCUCUCUGUGAGUGUGGUAGGGUUGGGGGUGGUGACAGUGUGUGGGAGGUGAGUGACAGUGUGGGAGGUAACAGUAUAUGGAGGAGUGACAGUCUCUGGAGGUGUGACAGAGUGGGGGGUGAGUGACAGUGUGGAGAGGUGACAGUGUGUGGGAUGACAGUUUGUGGAAGGGUGACAGUGUGUAGGGAGAUAGGGUAUUGGGUUGACUGUGCGGGAGGAUAACAGUGUGUGGGAGGGUGACAGUGUGUGUGGAGGCUGUGUUUUAGUGACUGGAGGCAGUGGUGUAUUCUGGUUUUGUGCUGCCCUAGGCAUGACAAAACUCAGUCACCCCCCAUCCAAAUUUCUCUUCCUGACAGACACACGUGUUCACUGACGCAUGCACUGACAUACACUCACUGACAGAUACACAGUCAUUGUCACACUCACUGUUUAACCAACACAUAUUUUCACUGAAACAUACACAUUCACAUACACAUGGAAUAUAGCUUGGUUGCUGCUUCUAAGUGCUGCUUCACAGUGGGUGCUUGGAUAUAUUCUGGAUAGUGCUGCUUCAGAGUGUGUGCUUGGAGAUAUUCUGGAGAUAAACUGGAGGUAAUCUGAGUUAUACAAGAGAAAAAAAAGUAAGAUUUGUUUGAUUUAAAUUACUCACCUCAUCUAAUAGUUGUUAUACAUUUGUUUUACGUUCCACUUUUUGGAAAUUUGGAUGCUGUCUAAUCUGUAGACAGUUCUCUAUAUUGCUGCAGGAGAUUGUAUUUUUGAAGUCUGAGAUUUGUAAAUUAUCCGUUAAACAAACUGAGGCUGAAACUGUUGCAAAGCCACUGCCGCAGAGACGUCCUAGGAAUGGCAGAUGGAUUACUGUAGGAUCUGGUAUUAGAGUUGUGGAUAAAAGACAUAUUGCACAGUCUGUUGCUCUACAUUAAUAAUUUUCAGCACUCUCAGAGUGUAGUGGUGUUAUGGAGACAGGCUCAGGCUCCGAGUGUAGUGAUGUUAUCGAGACAGGCUCAGGCAUCAAGUGCAUUGGUGUUAUGGGGAAAUGCUCAGGCAUAGAGUUUAGUGGUGUUAUGGAGACAGGCUCAGGUACCGAGUUUGUGGAACCACCAUCCUCUAGUCUAUGUCAAAGUUGUGCAAGACUGCAGCCAAUGACAAAAAGGAUAAGUUGAGGCCUAAUAGAAAGCAGUUGUUGUUGGGGGAUUCUAUCAUAAGAGGUGUGCAGCUGGACAAUAAUGACCUUGUGAGAUGUCUUCCUGGAGCUACUGCUCACAGAGACAGUAGAUGUAUUUGUAAUAUUGUUAAGCUAGCAAAGUAGGAAGGGGAGUUGGAUGUACUUGUCCAUUUAGGGUCAAAUGACUUUGCUUGCAAUGAGGUUUCAGAGGUAAAGGAAGUGUUUUAUGUUUUUGUUAAUGAUAUACGGCAGGUUGCUUCCACGCUGUCAUUCUCUGAAGUUCUGCCUGUGCAUAACACUCAGAAUGACAGGCGGAAGUGUAUUAGGCACUUUAACUUGUGGCUUGAUGAAUGGUGUCGGAAGCAAGGAUUUGGCUUCAUUUCUCAUGGUAGCUCUGUUUAAAAUGGAAAUAAUCUGUACAAAAAAAGAUGGUUUGCAUCUUUCUCAAAAGGGAACUAAUAUUCUCAGUGAGCAGUUCAGAGGUUUUGCUAUGACGUAUUUACACUAGGAGAUGGGAGGGAGAGGGGAGGGGGAACAAAAGGGUGAUAAAACCUCAAUCUAAUUGCCUCUCAAAACAAGUACAGAAGUGCCUGUAGCAAGUGUGUUAAAAAAUGAGUCAUGUCUACAGCUUAGAGUCAUGUCUACAAAUGCUCGCAGUUUAGGGAAUAAGAUCCAUGAACUUGUGGCAAUAAUGGCAACUGAUAAUGUAGAUUUAGUUGCUGUAACUGAGACAUGGUAUAAUGAGAAAAAUAACUGGGACAUAGCAAUACCAAGGUACUCUUUAUAUAGAAAAGACAGAGAAAGCAAGAAAGGGUGAGGGUUGGCCCUGUAUAGACGGAUUACAUAAAAUCUAGCCUAAUAAAUGCUAGUGAGGAGAACAUAGAGUCAGUUUGGGUUACGUUAGAAUUUGGUUAUCACACAGUAACUAUGAGCCAGGUACUCUGGGGGGGGGGGCUUACUAUAGCAGCGCUAUCUGCAGAUCACCAAGCCAGGGGGAUAUGAAGGGCUAGCCUGCACUACUGUGGGGGCGGCAUCUACCGCCGAGGGGGACCCACACAAGUUUUUGGUGGGCAUGGCAACUGGGGGUAUGGAGAGGGGGGGAGACCUACAAUGUACAACAUAUGGGUGCUGUAACGGAUCACCUGUCACCCUGACUGGGUACCUCCGUUGAAAGAUGCUCCUAGCGCUUCUUGAGGAUUCCAAGCACUCUAGCCGACACCACAACCACCGCAGGCUGAACCUCUCUUCCUUCAGAGUGAAGCAGGAAUGAACUCUUAAAAGAGCUUAGGAGUGAUUAUAGCAAGGGAAUAUGCAGAGCAUAGCAAUCCCUUGUAGCAGAUUCCCCCAAUAAGAGACAGGACUCCAAAUUGAGGAUGAAGUAAAACUGACUGUACUGUCACAUACAGCCUCUUUUAUUCACAAUCCACAAACAUAGUACUGCCCACAGGGUUUUGAAAUACAACCAAUGAAUCUGUACAAUACACACAGACACUCCCACACAAAAGCCUCCCCUCUGCCUGUGAUAUGAUUACUGAACACAAUGGUUAAUAUAAUUAUCACAGGCAGAGAAAUACAGUAUUAUAAAACAUAUCACAGGGACCCCAAAACAUGCAAUAACCCCAUAAAGUACAUCCUCGGAACCGGGGGAUCUGGGUGAACCACAUAUCCAAAAUUCACCCAGAUCCGUUCAGUAGUUUGGAAGAUACAGUAUAAUGCAGAUUCCGCAGAACAUAUACAGGCUAUAUGAAAAAUAAUUACUGUAUGAUGUGUCCCCUGUUGUAUAGUUUAAAACUACUGCACAAUGUCUUUGUGCACCAAAUACCGGCUAGAUGGCACCGUGUAGAAAAGUCAAAAGUGUCUGUGAGUUAAAAUGGCCGCCAUCCAUUGUUCUCACCAUGUGCUUGAUCCAUUGUUCUCACCAUGUGCCUCUGAUACAUGGAAUGGUGGCCACCCAGUAACUCCACAGUAUGUCCCCAGAUGGUUCUUAAAGGGCCAGCAGCAGCAUAAUAAAAUAUAAUAUGCCCAAAUCAGUUCCUAGAAGGGCAAUACAUCCCAGGGCCAUAGUUGCAGGGCAGGAGGCUGGCAAACAGGCCCCUCCAAAAACCAGUGACGAGGUCACUUUCGCCACAGGUGCAUCUAGCAGUUUGACAAAAACCCUAAUGGGGUCGAAAUGUGGCUGAUUUUUUCUCCAAUAUGUCUACCAACUUACCCAGUUGCACCCUGGGAGCCUGGAGAUUGCGGUAUCCUUUCUUAUUAAUAUAUCAAGACUGCAGUCAUCGCCAGGGUACUUAGUCAAAUAUUUGCAUUUCCUGGAGUCACAAACACUUCUGAAAAUACCUGGGUGAGAGAAGAAUAUUGUAUCUAUGAGAGAAUCUAUGUGAUCUAUCCAUAUCUCUCUCUCUCUCUCUCUCUGUCUCUAUAUGCUCCAGUCUUUAUUGUUAGAGUAACUAAACAGAAAUUGAUUCAUACACAUUCAAUUAGGUCAAUUUGAUUUCUAAAUGUUCUAGCUCAAGAAAUAUGCUAUCAACCCAUCAAUGAAAUGGCUUCUUAACAUCUGCAUUUAUCUGGUUUCCUUAAGAUAAGUGACAUACAUGACAUUUGAGAGACGAUAUGAGAAGGAAGAAAAUUCAUUGUUACUAGCAUCUUUCAAUAGCUGUGUUGCAUCAUGUAAAAACUACUCCCUGAGGCACCACGAUUCCUCUUUUUACCCCUAACUAUAUAAAGUCAUAGCAUAUCCACAUUCUUUCAAUCCUUGCCUGAGCAUUCUAUACCAUGCCUAGACAGGCUUAGCUAAAGUGGAAAAUGUAUGUGCUGGAAACAAUAUGAUGAAAAAGAAAGGUUUAGCAUUCUUAGAUGGAUUUAUUCAGAAUCUAUAAGAAAUAUGAAGAAAAAAAUAUAUAUAUAUUUUAUUCAAAUUUGUAAUUUUAAGUUAAAUAUAGUCAGUACAGUGUAUAUAUUGAAAUAAUAUUUGUACUCAAGCAGUAUCAGGAAACACUGUAUACAGUAUAAAUAAAACACUUUACACCUAAACUUUAAAUAAAAAAUCCUACUGCAUUAUAUAUGUUUUCUGUUUCACAAAGAAUAUGUAUACAAGUUAUUUCCAACAUGUUUACACAUGUGUCUUGAAUAGAUACCUUGUGUAAUAAAUAAAGAUGAUUGUGCUUUAAGAAUUGCUCAGUUUUGUUUAUUGGCCUUAGAUGUAGUCUUGGCUGUAUUGAAUUGCUGGUGGUAUGGUGGUGUGUGUGUUGGUGUUCAGUGAUUAUGUGCGCAUGCAAUGCCCCAUAAAUAAAGUGUGAUUGUGAUGUAAAUUCCCAUCAUGCUCCCCACCCCCCUCCCUUGCCUUCCCUAAAUAUAGUCGAAUCUUACUUGUUUUCAAGUCUGCAGCCGCUGCCUCUGACAAUGAUCUGUUUACUUGGCUGACAUCAUCAGAAGCUAUUUUCGGAACAAUCACAAUGCUUUCAAAUAGGAUUGGCUGAGACUGUCAAGGAGGCAGAUCAGGGGCAGAGCCAGCACAAGCCAAACACAGUCCUGGCCAAUCAGCAUCUGAAUCAAUGCAUCUCUAUGAGGAAGGUUCAGUGUUUCCAUACAGAGGGUGGAGACACUGAAUGUCAGUGCUGCACACUGUGUAGCACUGCCCCAGGAAGCACCUUUAGCAGCCAUCUGAGGAAUGGCCAGGUAUCACUAGGCUGUAAUGUAAACACUGCACUUUCUCUGAAAAGACAGAAUUUACUGCACAAAGCCUGAAGGGAAUUAUUCUAUUCACCAGCACAUAUACAAUAAGCUGUAGUUGUUCUGGUGACUAUAGUGUCCCUUUAAACUCUGUUGCUCUCCCUUCUUCAAAGGCUGAACAUUUAACAUCUUAGAGGCACCAGUGUCACUAGAGGAGGUAACUUAAAUUGUGCAAUCGCUCACAUCCCAUAAAUGCCUUAGUCCCAAUGGAUUUUGCAACAGAGCAAAAAAGUGGACUGUUGCUUUCUCUACAUGCAGAGAAAGCCUUUAAUAACCUUAAUUGGGAGUUUCUUGAAGUGGUCCCACUAACUUUCUUUCAAGAACUAAAAUAUUCUACAACACUCAGACAGCCCGGAUUCUUAAUGAUGGGUUAAUAUCAGACUCUUUUGGUAUUCUAAGUGGAACGAGACAGGGGUGCCCACUGUCAGGGCCGGCCUUAGGCAAUUAGGCGCCCUGUGCAAAAAGUCUUCACGGCGCCCCCCCCCACCUCCCACCAAGUUGCCUGAAUACAGUAACACACACAGGCACCGGGGACGUGUGUAUCACGAGGCAAACAAGGCAUCUGCCUUGGGCGCCACUUUGCAGGGGGCAGCAAAAAAAAGCAUCCCUCCAAACCCCCAGGCAGAUCCCUUGCUUGCCUCGCAUCCUGGGGGGCUCAAGAGCUGACCGGCUGGCCACUUUUGAGCCCCCCCAAGGCUGGCAGCGGGCAGCGAAGGAGCAUACUCACCUGAGCUCUUCCUACUCAGCUUCCUCUGCGCCGCUUAAUGAAGCCGGGAGCCAGAAUAUGACGUCAGUCCGGCUCCCGGCAUCACUAAGCGCUGCUUACUCAGCCUGUGCGCCCCCUGCCUGCCUGCCCAGCAGCCACACUGGACUGCUGGUAAGAAAUCCACUCCAGCUUCCCCAGGGAGGCUGGGUGGAUUUAAAAUAAAUGUAAAAAAUAUUAGUUUGUGAGUGUUAGUGGAAAUGUCUGUGUGUGUGUCUGUGAGUGUUUAUUUUGAAGUGAAUGUGUGUGUGUGUGUGUGUGUGUGUCUGUAAGUGUGUAAUUGUGUGUGUCUGUAAGUGUGUAAUUGUGUGUGUCUGUAAGUGAAUGUGUGUGUUGGUCAGUGAGUGUAUAUGUGUCAGUCAGUGAGUGUGUAUGUGUCAGUCAGUGAGUGUGUAUGUGUCGUCAGUGAGUGUGUAUGUGUCGUCAGUGAGUGUGUAUGUGUCAGUCAGUGAGUGUGUAUGUGUCGUCAGUGAGUGUGUAUGUGUCGUCAGUGAGUGUGCGCCUGUCAGUGAGUGAGCGUCUGUCAGUCAAAGUGCGGCCUUGACAGGAAGGGGUGGGGGAAAUUUAAACUCGGUUACAGGCAUGUACACACACACUCAGUUAAAGGCAGUCACACAUACAGGCACAGGCACAAACAAUGGCACAGCUACAGUGACACACACAGACAGUCACAUAGGCAGUCACACACACAGACAGACACACAGUAACACACACAUAGACAGUUAUACACACACAGGCAGGCAGUCACACAGAUAGAAAGUCACACACACAGGCAGGCAGUCACACACAGACAGUUACAGACAGACACACACAGGCAGGCAGGCAGUCACAUACAGGCAGUCACACACACACAGGCAGUCACACACACGGGCAGUCACACACACGGGCAGUCACACAGACAGACAGUCACACAGACAGACAGUCACACAGACAGACAGUCACACACACAGGCAGUCACACACAUGGGCAGUCACACACAUGGGCAGUCACACAGACAGACAGUCACACACACAGACAGUCACACACAGGCAGGCAGUCACACACAGAGACAGUCACACACACACACACAGAGACAGACAGUCACACGCACACAGGCAGGCAGUCACACAGACAGACAGUCACACACACACACAGACAGUCACACAAACAGGCAAACAGUCACACACACACACUUACCUCUUUCCAGUGGAUGCAGUUGGCUGAUGGGGAAGCAUCUUUCCCUCUUCCUGUACAGCAGGGGCUUCGGGAGGUAUUAGCCCCGUCUCCGCCUCUCGAUAAGCCCCGCCUCCGCCGCUCGGUAAACCCCGCCCCCUCUGCCGCGAUUUUUUUUUUUUUUUUUUAAAUAGACCCGGGUGGAGAACAAUUAAUCCUCCAGCCAGGUACCUCUUUUAGCUCCCCUGCACUCCGGCCAUGAGUGAGCUGUGUCGGCCACAGGGCGCCCCCUGUUCCAUGGCGCCCUGUGCGGUCGCACAGCUCGCACACCCCUAAGGCCGGCCCUGCCCACUGUCCCUACUUUUAUUUGCAUUGGCACUUGAACCACUGGAAUCCUCCAUAAGGGCAAACAACUCAAUUCACGAGGUAGAAGUAGUUGAGAGUGAAUACAAACUGAACCCUUUUUGCAGACGAUGUACUUCUUACUCUCACGCAGCAAAUUAUCUUGACUAUAGCUCACACUUUUACUAUAAGCUAAACAUUUUUAAGACCCACGCAGUAAGCUUUGGUGAAUCAUUUCUAGUUUGAAAGAGCUGUUCCAAUUCAUUUGGAGGUCUGAUUACUUUAUUUAUCGGGACAUUAAGAUCACUAAGAAAUCUUACAGCCCUAUUUUGCCACAACAAUAUUAAAGUAUUUAAGGAAUUUGCAGACACCCUCCAGAAAAUUUCAUUCUUGGAUAGGGCAAAUAGCAGCCAUCAAAAUGUCUUUAUUGUCUAAACUCCAACACAUUGCAGAAUCCAAUACCGAAAGAAUAUAUACACAAUUUACAAUACAUCUUUGUUAGAUUUGUAUGUAACAAUAAAAAAGCAAGAAUAGCCCCUCAUAUUAUACAGAGACUGGUGGAGAGAGGGGGAUUGGACUUUCCACCAGCAGUGGGUGUAUAUAGAAUCACAUUGGAAGCUACCUUGGGAGCUGGUUUAUUUGAUUUGAGUGCCAAAACAGAUAAAGCUGUUUUACCUACAUAUAUUGCCACCCACUAAGUUGCUGCUUGACUUUCGGUAUCUGGGUGGGCCUUCCUUAUGCGGCUUCUCCCCUAUCUUUGGCAUCACUGAUAGAUUCCCUUCCCUUAGGGAUAUCAAACUUUAAUUGCAAAUGCUUGGCUGGUUUGCGGCUCUAGGUCACUUUGUAGGAUUUGAUAUGUACGUGAUCCAUGGCAUCCGCAAAGGGAAACACUUGCUUCUCCAUGUAGUAUAGCCUAUCUACCAUAUCUCUGUCUUUUUCCAGAGAAGUAUUAUCAAGGCGUUUGCUGUAUUGAGUAGGUGUCUAAUAAUGCUUUUUUGUACUUUGCUAUGGGAAGAGGUAUUUGAUGUAACAACAUGAAUUCAGGGGUCAACUUGGAUAUUUCGCUGGACACAUUUACAGUAAGGGGUUUUAUCUUAGGACAAGACCAUAAAAUAUGCAAAAAAAGAGCCCUCAUAAACCUGACAUCACCAGCAUGUAACAGGGGUCGAUGGGGCAAACGUAUUCAAUUCCACUGUGGUCCUAUACCAUCUUGUUAACAAUUUGUCAUUAAUUUUCUGGAUCUUUGAGUCUAUAGAGGUUGUGUACCAACAGGAAAAUGCUUUCCCUCACAGGCGACUGUAAACCACAGGGGUGGAGUCUGCACAUCAUUCAAGAGAAGUCUGUACAAGAAGGAAAUGCUUAGAUGUUAGAUGUUUCCCUGCGAGGUAUAAUUGUACAAAACCUGUAAGUGGUUAAAGUCUGAUAGUGUUGCAACUGGAAAAAUAAAAAAUGAUAAAGAGUCGGUACUCUUCCCUGCAGAAGGGAGUUAACUGGAAAUAAUUUCUCUUCAGAAAAGACAUCUCUCAGCUGAGGGAUGUUUCCUGCCUCGCCCUGCAUCUGCAGCUCAGGAGACAACCACUCCAGUGUGUUCAGGUUAUGAGCCAGCAGUGAAAUUCAGGAUUGCAUUACGAAAAGUAAGAGUUCAUCAGCAUACGCCGCUUCCUUAUGUGUGUGUCUCCGCCCUUCAAAUCCCCUGAUGUCAAAUGGCUUCCAGAAAUGUCUAGAAAAAGAAGACAAAAGUAGUGGGGACAGGGAACAACCCUGUCUCAUGCCAUUACGUAUGGAUACUGGGCUCAAGAGGGCUCCAUUAAUUUGAGCUGUUAAGGUGGUAUAUAGGGAUCCAAACAGAACCCUCAUGGGUGGCCAAAACCCAUUUUUUCAAACGUGACCAUCAGAAAUUCCCAGUCGCCUCAGUCAAACGCCUUCUCAGGGGACUGAGGGAGUCUCUACUGUAACUCUUCCAAACAUUUUGUAAUAGCGAAGGGGCAAGCCAUCUGGACCUGGGGCUUAAUUAGAUUGGGUAGACUUGAUGGUGUAUCUUUUAUGUUUUAGCUUCCUCUUGUAAAGCCAUUUGCGUACCCUACAAGUUGUAUACAGAUGAGUGAUUGGAGUGAAACUCCGUUGAUAUAUCAUCUGGAUGGCACACAUCCCCGGAUGAGUGUUUGGAAAUUCUACUAAAGUCUACUAAUAAAAUAUUCAAGCUGGUAGGUGGAAACAUUUGUUUGAAUGCUCGUAGAAAAAACAAAUUUGAUUUGAUUUACGAAGAGUCAGCAAAUGUUUCUAUGUCAAUAGUGUGUUUAGUUUAUGUCUUUCAUCCAAUAGCUCUUUAUAGACACUGUCUGACUGGGAGUUCUUAUGGGAAGUGUCUAUUGCUUCUAUUUGUGCAAGCAACUCUGAUAAUUGUCUGUUUCUUUGCGUGUGUACACAUUUUAAUAAAAUAUCUCAGCUGGAACCUGGCAAAUUUUUCAAAUAUCUUGCUUGAGAUAGAGAAUAAGGAUAUACCUUUAUAGUUACCAAAGACCUGCAGAUGUACAAUGGAGGCAUCUUUGAACCAGGAGAGGAACCGUCUACUGUUGCCACAUGAGUAGAAACAUCUGAUUGAGCCUUUCAGUCAGAGCAGUGCCACCUUCUUUGUAGACCUCACCUGGGAUUAAAUCAAAGUCAGAAGCUUUGCCACUGGAGAAGAGAUGGAUUAAAACACUAUACUAUUUGUACUAAUGCAUUGCCUACGUAUGAUGUACAGUUGUUUGUAUUUGUAGAAGGCACUCGAGUUAUGUGUAACUAUGCAAACUGUACAUUGUUGAAUGAACAAGAACAAAUACAUUUAAUAAAAGUUGUCAAAUAAAAAAAAGGCAAAACACUGCACUGAGCACUGCUGCCUUGACGAUGUUGCAGAAGAUGUCACAUUGGUGACUGGUGCAGAGGGAGUAGGUAGCCAGAUGGGCAAAAUCUUGCAGUGCUUGCAGUGCUGUCUGCAUUCCACCGCCAAACUAUUUCUGUACUGGGCAAUUGCACAGGCUGCACACACACCUAUGCUCAGCUCUUCCAAUACCUCUCUAAAAUAAAAAGAAAAUCUAUGUCUGUCUGUCUGCCUGUCUGUCUCUCUGCCUGCCUGUCUGUUUGUCUAUCUAUCUAUCUAGUGUAGUUGUUAACAUGCAUCCUAAACUGCUCUCUUUCUUCUGAUGUUGUGCCAGCUCCCCUUAAACAUGCUACUGUUGUACCUGUCUGUCACAGUAGUGUACCCCAACACGCAAGAUUUAGUCCAACAAGAGACAAUAUAAAAAAAGAUACGUCUUACUGGGCCUUAGAAUGGCCAGACUCAACAUAGUACAGAGAAUUGACAGAGACAGGAACGAGCCGAGGUCAAGGGAACAGAGAGACAGAGAAAACAAGAACUUAGCCAAGGACUGGUACACAGGAGUCAGGAAACCGGCAAACAAGACAAAGCAGGGAUAAAGAGAAAAACGGAGUCAGGUACAAAGCCAAGGUCAAGCACGAAAAAAAACACUACUGGACGAAACAAGCACUAAAGGGAACUGAGGCAGAAACCACGAUAGGGCAGGGAGCUAAGGGAAAGGUGAGUAUAAAUACCAUUGAGUUUCAUUUGAUUUGCCCCUGUCAUAUUCACGCCCCCAAAACGUGAGUGUAUGGGGAAUGUGAAAUGACAUGGGCCAAUGGGAGACCGUUUUACAUUUUGGCUCCCACUGUCCCUUUAAAAGCGCGCUUGAGACGCGCGGCGUGCUCCCAGAGCCAGACGAGUCACGUGGCCGCGUCUCGCGUUCGGUGCACACCUUCCGGAUCUCCCCGCUGGACGAGCCACAUGCGGCUCGUGCAGAUGCAGGACCGCGCGCGGCGGGGACAGAGGAUUUCGGCCAGCCCCCGGAGAGGGUAAGUACCAAUACACUGUCCUCAAAAAGUCAUCUUUUGAACUUUCCCUUCCAACUAUCAUCCCAUAUCCCUGCUCCCUUUUUCCUCAAAGCUUUUGGAAAGACUUGUCUUUACCCAUCUGUCUUGCUUCCUCAACUCCAAUCUCUCUAAAACUGAGUUUCUUAUUUUUCCUCCUCACAACACUGAUCCUCCUCCUUCACUCUCCCUGCAGGUUGACAGUACCUGCCUUACCCCAUCCUUUCAAGCUCGCUGUCUUGGUGCCAUUUUUUAUUCUGGCCUCACCUUUACGCCUCAUGUUCAGUCUGUUGCUAAAACCUGUCAAUUCCAGCUUAAAAACAUUGCCCGAAUACGUCCUUUUCUUAUGCAAGAUGCUGCCAAGGAGCUUGUUCGUGCUCUAGUAAUCUCUCGCAUGGAUUACUGUAAUUCUCUCCUAACUGGUCUCCCCAGAAGCCAUACUGCCCCCCUACAAUCUGUUAUGAAUGCUGCUGCCAGGAUGAUCUUUCUCUCCUGUCGCUCCUCUCACACCUUACCCUACUGUAGAUCCUUAACCUGGCUUCCUGUACCCCAGAUAUGUCAAUUUAAAAUACUAACCCUUACCUAUAAAGCUCUAACCAACUCUAGCCCCUCUUAUAUUUCUUCACUGAUCAUAGGUAUGGCCCUUCUCGGUCUCUCCGCACUACUGGUGACCUUCUCCUUUCUGCUUCUCGCACCCUUACUGCAAAUUCAUGCUUGCAAGAAUUCUCACAGGCGGCUCCUUUCCUUUGGAACAGCCUGCCUACCCCUGUCAGACUCUCCCCUAGUCUUCAAUCCUUUAAGAAGUCCCUCAAAACCCAUCUUUUCAGGAUUGCUUAUGGCCUCCAGGAGUAACUUCUAAUUCUCAAACCUUCCUGUUGCGCUCUCCUAAAGAGCCAUCUCCACUCUCACUUCCAGUUCUGUCACUUUCCCACCAUGUCUUAUUGCUGUCUCACUCAAUACCCUUCCUAUUGUGUUUUUAUACCCCACCUCCUCUAGACUGUAAGCUCGUUUGAGCAGGGUCCUUAACUACCUAUUGUUCCUGUUACAUUUUGUUAUUGUCUCAUUUGGUAAAUCCCCAUCUUAUUGUAAAGCGCUGAGGAAUAACCUGGCGCCAUAUAAAUACUAAUAAUAAUAAUAAUAAUAAUCAUCAUCAUCAAUCUAUCUGUCUGUCUGCCUGUCUGUCUGUUUAUUUAUAAUUAUUAUUAUUAUUAUUAGCAUAUAUACAGCACUAACAUUUUGUGCACUGCUUUACAAUUAUAGAAAGAAGAAUUUGGAUGUGAUGAAGUACCUAUUCAAAUGAGCUAACAAUCCAUGAAGUUUGUCUAUGGUGACAAGUUGAUGAGAUAAACUGAACUUUAACAGUCAGUCUCACAGUUUGCUAAAUUUCUGGCAAAACAAUUACAUAUGUAUCUUCUAAUUCCACGCACAUACACUGUCAAAUACAGAUUUUCAGAAUAAAUGUUUCCAGUUUGCACACAAUAGACAACUUCGAUGAUUGAAAUCACAUCUUCUAUACAUAAAGCAAAACAGAAAUUCAGGGGUGCUAAUAUGAGCCCUUGUUCCCUAUGUUAAAAUCAUAAAAUAUGCAUGCAUACAUAUUUCAUUUCACACGUUUGUAGUGUGUAUAUGAAGGCUAUGGAUAUGAAGACACUCUCUUUUCCUUGUUGAUUAUGAUCAUAAUAAUAUUAUUUUUAGAUUUUCAAGGCCUGAGUGCUGCCACAGUGAAACAAUCUUUCUACAGUAAAAAGCACAAAAGUGGGCACUUUUUUAAGUAAUUUAAAUCAAAGGUGAAAUACUUUUAAUCCAUGAAUAACAUCACACUGUUCAUCAUCAAUAUUUCGGAACUGAGAAUGGUCCUUUCUCAAGAUCCUUUCUUAAGUUCUCAAGAUUUAAAUCUUUGAUUCAAGGUCCUGUGAGUGCCAAAUUUCUUAAUUUCUAAUAUAUAUAUAUAUAUAUAUAUAUACCAAAAAUACAAGUAGCUCCUGCACUCACGCUCCAAUGUCCCUUAAUGGCCGGGUGCCAACCAAAGACAGCUUCAAUAUCCAAGAAAAUCCAAAUGUAUGGCUGCACUCACGGUUUAAAAGUCCAAAGUUUAAUGAAAAAACGGUUUAAAACAUCAAGUGAUCAACGUUUCAGUCAUAUAAGACUCUCAUCAGGAGUAUAUAUAUAUAUAUAUAUACUCACUACAAAUGUGUGAAAUUAAAUAGUGCUUCACAUUUAACAAAAUAUGACAGAAAAUUACUUAUUUCUACAUAUUUUAAGUUAAGAACUGCAACAAGUGCAUGGGUGGGAUCGUUUUCCUAACCCACACGAUUAUUUCCUUUUAGUUAAAGACAGGUGCGAUUCUAAAUACAUGCACAGUUCUAAAUACAGGCACAAAAUGAAAGGGGUAGUGAUAUGAAAAUGAGUUAUGGGUGGGUCCCACUAUUCAUUUAUACUGCUAUUAACCACAAUCUGUUUUCUGAAAUUAUCUCCUGAAUUGUGUUUAUUCCACUAUAUGCUAUGUUGUUUCUUUUUAUUUUAAAACGAAAACCCUAAAAAGACAAGGAGGAAAACUCUUAGUGUGUAGACGGGGUAAAUGAUAUAAAGAACAACCAGCUCUAUAUAACAAUCAAAAUAGCAUAAAGACUUCACAAAGACCCAAGUGCAAGUAGGAAGGUUGACACUUUUUGUGUUUGAUGGGUAAAUAAAGCAUCGGUUAAAAAUAUAAAACUAUAAUGGUGGGCAGAUGAAUAUUUAUUUUGAAUAUAUUAAGAGUUCUGGAACAGAGACCCUUAUUCAUGAGUGCCUACACAUAAAUGAGAAAAAUAAAUUAGCAAUUUAAAUUAGCACUAGCACUACAAGGCACCCAGACGUUUCUCUAGUAAAGUUUGAAUUGUUGGGAUUGGGAAUUGAAAUCUGAAUGUCAACAUUUAGGCUACACUAUCCAGGCUCAGAUUAUAGCUGAGUUUUUUUGUUUUUUUUAAUCAGCUAUUUAGGUGUAAAUGUUGCCACGUGCUUAGCAAUUUGCUCAAAUUCUCUAUUAAGUGAAUAGAACGCAGGCUAAUUCAAAAAAUGAUGAAAAAUUGGUUGUUGAAAAAUUUAGCCUAAAAUAGCAAAGUAUGGAUAAAUAUUCAGAAUUGAUAAAUAUUCAGAUUUUUUACUAAAUUAGGUACUUUCCUGUUUAGUUCCUGAUUGUUAAUGUUUUAAUAAACCCAAUAGACUUUUUUGAUAAACUACUUGAACUAGCAGAAAGUCCAUAAAAAGUGUGUUGUGGUAAUCUGAAAGGCAAAUACCUAAUUUGAAACUAAAAUAGCCAGGCUGUGGUUAUCACAAAAUUCUUCAGAAUCAGCUAUUUUUGCCUUCAUUCUGCAAUUUAAUUUUGAGUUUGCUAUAACUAAAUUAAUUCUUCAGUGAAUAAAUCCAAGGUGUGAAGUAAUAAUUCUGCACGUUCUGAAACUAAUAUUUUCAUUAAGCAGCUGAAAUUAAUUUAUCUUCCAAGCUGUAUGAAUAAUGGGUGAAUGUUUGCAAAAGUACAGCAACGUGUUAAAAUUAAGAUUGAUGCAGUAGAAUAAAAUGGCCAAAUUAAACAUAAUUUAAACUUUUCUCUUUAGUUAAUUCACUUGGCAAAUGGGCUGUCAAUUCAACACAAUUCAUCGUUUAGUGCAUAAAUCAGUGUUUGAAGGUGGGGCUUACAGAAUAUUGAUACUCAAUGGUGUUAGUUGAUAAAAUUAUCCUGCUUAAUGAAUAAGGCAGGUGUGAUUGAUCAGCCUGAUGAUUUGGUCCAUCAUUAAGAAAGUAUGUUGGAAAAGGAGAUGAUCCAGGAAGCCUUUCACAAUUGAUGUUAAUAAUAUGAAACUGUGAUUUAUACACAGGAUUACACAGGAUUUACAUUUGCAAGUAUUUGGCAUGAAGGAUUCUCAGCUGUGACGUGUGUUUAAAAGGUUACCUUAAGCACCCUGAAAAUGAUGCUGAUAGUAUGGGUUAUGGUGCGCAUAGUUCUCUAGUCACUGUGUCUCUGGCCAGUGGCGAAACUAAUGUAAAGAGGGCCUUGGUACAAAAAUAAUUUCUUUUUGGGUCCCUCUAGUGCAAGCAUGGCCGAAAGGUAGAUCCCUAUCUGUCGUACAACUCCCCCAAUGCUUUUUGAGCUGUGGAUCUACCAUGUGUACGGUUGCUAUUUGAAAGCAGUGGUAUACUUGUGUUUAGUGUUUGCGUUUCAAUGUGUGUAUAUGUCACAGAUGCACACGUACACACACAGAUGCACACAUAUGUACACACUGACACACAUACACACGCAGAUAAAACAUAUACACACACUGAUACAUAUACACGCAGAUAAAACAUAUACACACACUGAUACAUACACACAUAGACACACACACAGAUAACAGAUGUACACAUAUAUACACAAACAGAUAACACACCAUGUUCACACAUGGAUAACACAUAUACACAAUGAUCACAUUUAUAUAUUUUUGCCACCCCCUGUUUCCAUACCUUUUUGGUGCUGGAGGGUGGCAUCCUUCGGGUCCAGUGGAAUCUGGAUGAGUCUGAUGGUAGUCUGGUUCAGGCUUUGGUUCUCCCCUCUCUCCCUCUCCAUCGCGCUUUGUUGGUAAGCUUGGCAUUCCUUGGCAUUCCCCAGCACUGUGGCUUCACACUGAGGAGGGGACCCAGUCACGCUGUCAAAGGCCAAAGUGCAUGACCUGGCCUCUGAUCAAUGAUGGCCAUGUGAUGGGCCCCUUGAGCAUGCAUGCACUCUCUCUCGCUGCCUGUCUCUCUACACCUUUCACCCCCUUUUAUGCACCUCCUUCCCUCUCUACCCCCUUUGUGUCUUUCCAUACCCCAAGCAAACCCUUUUGAUUUCUGUUCUAACCCCCUCACCCUCAUUUGUGUCGCUCUAUACCCCUACAAUCUGUGCCUCUUCAUAUUUCCUUGUUGGCCAUUAGAUGACUCAAUUACCUCUUAUGUGUCUCUCCUUUUUACAUAACCUUAGUUUGUUCCCUUUCUUUCCCAAUUACAAUAUGCUGUGUCUCCCCUUACAUUUCACCAUCUUGUGUGUUUUCCUUAGUGUCCCCCCACUUACUUGGUCCCAGAUAAUUAAAGGACCACUAUAGUCACCCAGACCACUUCAGCUCAAUGAAGUGGUCUGGUUGCCAGAUCCCUCUAGGGCUAACCCUGUCUGCUGGGGGUUUUAACCCCUUCAGCACCACGGAAGGGGGACCCUUAGGGUGGGGGCACCCUCAGGGUACUAUAGUGUAACACUAUAGUGUUAUGAACCCACACAUGGUGAACUUGCCUAAUAAAGAAUUACUUGUGACUGUUCUUCUCUGCUUUGUGUAUGAUGUCUUACUAAUAUAUUGUUAUGCAAAAAUAUCAAUAAACAUCUAAAAAAUAAAUGUAAAAAAUGGGGGGGGGAGGGCGGGGGUUGGAUGAAGACAUAAUGGUACUAUAACCCGGACAGCGACUGUUAUGUUUAAAGUGCUUGGAGUGUUUAUUUAACUAACUGUAUUCAACAUUUAAUGCAUUUUCUGUGUUCUUGGAAGACUGGUGGAGCAUUUAACCCCUUAAGGACCAAACUUCAGGAAUGAAAGGGAAUCAUGAAAUGUCACACAGCAUGUGUCCUUAAGGGGUUAAAUGGCAUAAAACAAUGUUUACUAGAUUUUUUAAUAUAAAUAUAUUGUCCCUUUAAUGAAAACAUAUGAUGGAUGUAUUGUGAUUGAUUUCUAAAAAUAGGAAUUUUUUUUUUCUUCCUCAGAGAACAAUGAAGUUUGUGGCAUUGGUCUCGAGCUUUGUACUGCUCCAUGUCUCCUGGACAUCUGGAAAGACAGAACAUAGACCUCAGAAAGGUAUCAAACUCCAAUCAAAAGGGACAGUCUGCAUGUGACGUUACACACAGUGGUUGGGUGGGAGUUUCUGAUAAUAGGAACUAGAAAAUCUUUGUAUUAAAAACAAAUGGCAUAAUGAGAACAUUCUUCUCAGAUUAAACAUCUACUGUUUAGUAUUAGGGCUUCUAAAUAUCCCAUUCUGAAAAACAACAUAAUUGUUUUUGAAAAUCUUAAAAGGUUACUCCAAGCAUUAUAAGCACUGCAGCCCGCUGUAGUGGCUAUAAUGUGAGGUGUUUCCUGGCCUCAGUUCUUUGGGGCAAACCAUUUAGCGAGGCUUCCUGGUGGUUUGGUGAUAUGCUUCUGCUUAUGCAGUGCUGCAGAUUCCGAUGCCAUUGCUAUUCAUUAGCUGAGAGUAGACAUGCGCAAUUCGUUUCGGUCCGAAUUUAAAUUCAGCCGAAUUUUGGCAAUUCGCAUGCUUCAAAAUGUCCGAAUUGCCGAGGUGCCCAAUUUCAGAAGUGCCGGAUUUCCGAAGAACCGAACCGAAUUGCCGAAGUCCAGAAUUGCCGAAGUCCCGAAUUUCGGAAGUUCCGAACCGAACCGAAUUGCAGAAGUGCCAUUCGAAGUGGAUUUCUGAAAAGAGGCAAAACAGGAGAGGGAGGUAAAAUUAAAGGAAUGAUGACAGGAAUCUAAUCUUACUCUUAACCCUAGCCCUAACCCUAACCCUUACUCUAACCCUACCUCUACCUCUACCCCUACCCCUUACCCUACCCCUAGUAGGGUUAGGGGUAGGGUUAGGGUAGGGUAAGGAUUAGGGGUAUGGUUAAGGAUAGAGGUAGGGUUAGGAUUAACGAUAGAGGUAGGGUUAGGGGUAGGGUUAGGAGUAGGGUAAGGGUUAGUGGUAGGGUUAGGGAUAAAGGUAGGGUUAGGGGUAUGGGUAGGAUUAGGGUUAGGGGUAGGGUUAGGGGUAGAAGUAGGGUUAGGGUAAGGGUUAGGGGUAGGGUUAGUGUAAGCGAUAGAGGUAGGGGUAGGGGUAGGGUUAGAGUAAGGGUUAGGGAUAGAGGUAGGGUUAGGGGUAGGGUUAUGGUAAGGGUUAGGGUUAGGGAAUUGCCAAAGUCUCGAAUUCCCAGAGUCCCGAAUUUCGGAAGUGCUGAGUUGCCGAAGUGCCGAAUUUUGGAGGUCCCGUAUUGCCGAAGUCCGAAUUUAGGAAUUCCCGAACCGAACCAAGUUUUUUGCCCAUGCACAUCCCUAGCUAAGAGCUUUCAGCCAAUGAAUGACAUUUUGAGCAAUGUCGGGGCUGGCUGAUGACAUGCCAGUGAUGCUCCUGAAAGUGGACUUACAACUCUGGCAGCAGAGGAGUUAAACUCUGUACAUGCAGCGUUUCAAAGCAAAACACUGCACAUAUAGACUCAAAUCACCAUAACCACUUCAAAUCACUACAGUGGUCAUACUGUUUACAGUACCCUUCCUUUCUGAAGACAGCAUUUGCCCUUGUGUUUAAUGUUUGAGUUCUCUGACAGCAUCUUUAUCAUUCCUAAACACUUGUUUGCCAGUAGAUUUUGGGGAGGGAUCAAUAAUUCACACAGAAGUCUGUGUCAUUCAUCCCUCCUAGUCCUGUGUUAAAACAGACGUACUGACCUCUAAUUUCCCAAUGGAGCUAGUGACAUUGGCUUGGUUAGUGGAGAUAUUCUCCAUGACCCUGCCAACCUCUGGCAAGUAGGCAUAUGCAAGGAGUGUAAACUAAACAAAAGAGGAGAUAAGGUUGCGCCAGAACAGUAUAAACAAAAGUAUAGUUACAGAUAUAUGGAAAUGUCCAAUAUAAAAAUAAUAAUAAAAAGUCCAAUAAAAAUCCCAAUAAAACCUGCCAGAAGAUAUAGCCUUAAAUAUGACUGGAAUAAAUCUUCUAAAACAGUGUCAGAUCAGGCUAUUCAUCCAUAUGUAAAAACAAAAGGAAAGACUGAUUAUGCAAUAUAUCCCAGAAAUAGAUCAUUCCAGUAUAAAAGGUCUAAUAUAGUGCUACUCACGUUUUGUAGAGCUUAUAACCAGCUCGCAUAUGAAUAGCAUGCAGUGAUACAAUCCCCACUUAGGGAUAUGUGAUGAUAUGUUGUUAGGUAGAUGUUUCAUCAAUAUGUAGACCAUAAAAGAAAUUUAAAAGAGACAACAAAAAUGUGUGAAAAAAAUUCCAGGAGAAUGAAAUAAUAAAUAGUUACUCACAUUUAGUAGAGCAGACAAACUGUUCGCUGUAUAGGGCGUAAGUGGUAUAAUCCCCAUUCUUUAGGAGCAGUCCUCACUGGAACAUAAAAUAGAUGCCCAGUAGAAAAUAGAAAACAAAUAAAAAAGCAAAAUGGCACACUCACAAAUGGAAGAAGCCAAAAUACCUUUAUUAAAACAAUAUAAAAUAUCCACAGCAGUAUAAAAUAUCGACAUAGCAGUAUAAAAUAUAUUUGUUCUUUUAUUUUCUACCUGGCAUCCAUUUUAUGUUCCAUUGAGGACUACUCCUAAAGAAUCCAAGGUGGGGAUUAUACCACUGACUCCCUAUACAGUGAGCAGUUUGUCUGCUCUACUAAAUGUGAGUAACCAUUUUUCAUUUAAUUCAUCUGGCAUUCAUUUUACACAGUGAGCACUAUUGUUGUCUCUUUUAAAUUUAUUUUAUGGUCUACAUAUUGAUUCAACAUCUGCCUAACAUAUCAUCACAUAUCCCUAAGUGGGGAUUGUACCACUGCAAACUAUUCAUACAAGAGCUGGUUAUAAGCUAGAGUAGGACUAUAUUAGACCUUUUAUACUGAAAUUAUCUAUUUCUGGGAUCAGUCUUUCCUUUUAUUUUUACAUAUGAAUGAAUACUCUGAUCGGACACUGUUUUAGAAGAAUUAUUCUGGACAUAUAUCUUCUGGCAAGUUUUAUUGGGACUCUUAUUGGGCUUUUUAUUAUUUUUAUAUUGGACUUUUUCAUAUAUUUGUAACUAUACUUUGUUUAUACUGUUUUGGCGCAACGUUACCUCCUCUUUUGUUUAAUUUUUACUUACUUGUGGGGCUUAGAGGGAGUCCUAUCAUUUAGGAGUGUUGCCUCGUUUGCAUAUAUUCUAGAUUUUGUGUUUGGUUUUAGAGCGCUGAUUCUUUUCCAUUUAGUAUAUGCAAGGGGUGUGCCAGGUAUGCCCAAGCACAUCAUAGGUCAAAUUGGCCUCCCUCUACCCCUGUUUAGGUCUCAAGGCACUUUUGCAUAAGUUUGAAAUAGAAUGUCAAAUUUUAAAAUAAAAAAAAUAAUGGCAAUCUGUAUACACCUAGUUUGUAGCGAAUAUGUGUACUUUGUGCCUACUUUUUAAAAUUAAUAGUUUUGAUGUGACGUUUUCUCUGGAUGCACAUCCUAAUAUAAUGUGUCUAUGAGCAUGUUCAUGAGUAUGAUAAACUGAAUACAACUCCCAAGGUGACAGUACAUUGUACAUUGUGACAUUGCAACUAUUGUUCCUGAAUACCGGAGCAUGACUCAACUCCAAGCAGAAGUGAAUAACUGAGCAUGUGACAAAGUGAAAGCAGAAACAUUUUGGGAAUAUAAAGCAGAACUAGGCUGUAAUAUACCCUUUUCAUAUAUAGAACUAUUUAAAUUGCAAUAAUAAUAAUAAUAAUAAUAAUAAUAAUAAAAUGGAAUUCCUUCCAUGAAUGGUUUGAGACCCAGAGUGUGUGGCACAUGCUGUCGGUUUUUAUUGUACAACCCCAGUUUCUCAGAAACCAAAAUAAAUACAAACUAAAAGGGGAAAUCCAUGCAGUUCAGUAAACCACAGAGAGUAGGCACAGAAUAGUGGUAGACGAAGGGCAGACGAGUGGGUGGAGAUAAUUGUGAGAACAAAGUUAAUAAGCUUGCAACAAACUAAAAACAAAACAAGAUUAGGAUGACGUGUGGUGGCGCAGGGCAAACUUACAUAUCUAUAGACUCUUACAGUGACAUGUGACAGUGAUGGAGAAUUAACAUAAGAUUUGCAAAUUUGGGGCAACAUUGUCUAGAGUAGACAGUAAAACUGUUGAAUUGGGCAGUUUUACCAAUUUGUCUAUUUUGUCUGAAACUUUGCAGUUUCACUGACAGUUCCCAGUUUAAAAAAUAACCAUGCAUUUCUAGUUAUAUUAUAAUUAAACAUUUACAAAGCAUGCCUUGGGAAAAGAGAGAUAACGAGCAUUCGUCACUCUUCCCAUCACAGUCUGUCAAAUGCAAUCAAGUCAUGUUUUACUUAUUACUACAUACACAGAAUGCAUGCUACAAAAUUCCAGAGAUCCAAUUAACUUACAAUGAAUUGUAUGUCAUUUGGCCAUGUUUGAAAUAUGCUAAUAUUUAUGUCUAAGUAUAGGUUGGGUGAUAUACUUGACUUUAGCUACAUUUAUACAAUGGGGCGUAUUCACUAAAAACUGAAUUGUGGUGAAUUGAAUACCGAAUUGUAAAAUUGAUGCUAAAAUCUUUUUUUUUUUUUUAUUAUCCAUUUUAGCAAUAAUCCCAACUGGGCUAUUUAAAAAAAAAACUGAAGAAAAAAAUGUGAUCUGCUCAGAUACAUUCAAUUCUAUGCAUGAUAACAUGUGUAUUUGGUUCUGUUCUGGCAUGAAAUAUCUUAGCCCAGCGCAAAUUAUAAGACACUGCCCAUGACUCAAUAUAUGCUUCUUUUGGUACAAACAGUAUUUGUAAGCAGGCAUGUAAAUUCACAAAAACCCCAAUCUUUCCUCCUGGCCAGGGCCGUCUUUAAUAUUGAUUGGACCCUGGGCAAGCAUCUGCUUGGGCCCCCUGGGCAUGCAAUCACUCCCUCCACCCCAACCUAGAGGCGAAACUAAUGUAGAGAGUGCCUUGGUGCAAAAAAAUAAUAAUUCAGGCCUGACCUGUAGCACAAGAGUAAAGAAAAGAUAGAUCCCCAUCUGUCAUACAACUCCUGCGAUGCUAUGCCAGGUGGGGAUCUACCAUCCUUGCAGGGUUGUAUUUUUGAGCAGUGUUUGUGCAAUUGAAUGUCAGCAUGUUAUUGUAUAGAGUGUAUGUGUGCAUGUAGGGGUGUAUUUGUAUGUACUGUUACCAUUGGAAUGCAGUGGUGUACUUGUGUGUAGUGUUUGCGUUUGAAUGCAGUAAUGUGUGAUUGUCUGUAGUGUUGGCUUUUAAAUGCAGGUGUACUUUUGUGUGUAGAGUUGGUGUUUGUAUAUAAUUUUAGCGUUUUAAUACAGGAAUGUGUUUGUUUGUAAUGUUUGUAUUUGCAUGCAGGGGGUUGUUUGGAUGUAGUGUUGUGUACAUUUGUGUGUAGUAUUGGUGUUUCAGCAAACUGGUGUGUUUGUAUGUAAUGUUUGUGUUUGCAGGGCUCUGUUUGCAUGUUGUGUGAUUUCUAUAACACAUAUUCACAUACACAUUAACACGCAGAUACACACAUAGGCACACUGACACAUGCUCACACCUUGACACAUACUGGCACAUACACACACACACUCAGAUACACACCCUUUGACACACAGAUACAAGCACUUUGAUACACACACACACUGGCACAUCCACACACAGAGGUACACACACACACUGACACAGGUAUGUACACACACACUCAGAUACACACAUACAUAAAGGUAUAAAUGCAGGGGUGUAUAUGUGUACAGUGCUAGAGAUGGAGUGUAUUUGUGUUGGCAUUAAAAUGCUGGGAUGUAUGCAUUACCACACACUCAGAUGCACACUUACACACACUGACACAUACAUACAUACACACACACACAAACACACACACAGGUACACAUACACACUGACACACAAGUACACAUACACAGGUAUACAUACACACAGAAACACUGACACACAGACAAACACAGCCAGAUACAAACACUGACACAAACACAGCCAGAUACACACAUUGACACAAACACAGCCAGAUACACACAAGGACAUAAACACAGCCAGAUACACACACACACAUAUGUGUACAUUUACAUAUUUUAAUCUCUGCCUUCUAGCAGCUCUUGGACAGCAACUCCCAGCAACCUUGGUCAUAAUAAUGUCUCAACUCUGUUCUUACAUACCCGGGUCCAGAAUUUGGCAAAAGUGACAUUUGGAAAUGGUAUACAGCCUUUGAUAACACUUGAUGCAAUAAUAUGUUAAAAUAAAUACUUUUAAAAUUUAUAUUUAAUAGGGAACUGUCAGGUUCUUCUAGGAUUUUUAACAUGUACUUAUUCCCUGUGUGUUACAUUACAAACACCAACACUUGAAUAAAAGUGAUAUCAGAAAUUAUCAAAACAAAAAACAAAACAUAUUUAGCCACCCUCCUGUCUCCUUACCUUUUGGGUACAGAAAGGUGGCUUCCCUGGGGUCCAGUGGGAGCUUGUUGGCCCAGGCUGAUGGGAGUCUGCCAUCAGCUUUCUCAGUCUCUCUCCCCAACAAUGCUUGCAUCCUCCUCCGUGUGGUGUGUGCCUCCUCCCCAGCGGCACUGAGGAGGAAGUGAUUUGACCUCACUUCCUCCCAGCAUGCCACGGAGAAGAAAAGGGAUCACAGGGCAGUGUGUGAGGGGCUAGCUGUGUGUUUGUAUUCAGCCAACCCCCAUAUUACAAGGGCCCGGUCCAAAGCAGUAUUAAAGGGCUGUGGCCCCUGAUUACCUCAGGUGCUGCAAGGGGCCCAUGGGGCAGCUGCCUUAGGGCCCCCAGGAGUAACUGGGCCCGGGGCAGCUGCCCCUUUUGCCCCUCCUUAAAGACGGCCCUGCUCCUGGCAGUUGGACUCCAUGAUGAAAUGAAAUUACUAAAAAGCCUUUAACUAAUAUUUUUUUAAUUUUGCAGACAUCUGUGAACCCACGGCAUCCUGUGCAGAGUGUAUUAUGUACAGUCCUAUCUGCGCCUGGUGUUCUGAUAAGGUCAGUAACUCCCACGUGCCAUAUACAUAUAUAGAUUCUGGUCUUUCCAAGUGCAUCUUAUGGCAUACCCCUGCUCCUUGCAGGGGGCAUUCUCUAUUGUAGUUAAUAAUAAUAUAAACAGGUGAAUAUGGUCUGGUGCGAUGUCCUUCACAACCUUCCAAUCAGUAUCAUAAAUAGCAAUAUUAUUGACACUUUUUGACUGUACCGGUUUGAUUUUCUAUGGUAAUGCGUUACAAAAUCAAACAGUCCUUUGUAUGUUGGUAGACAUGUGAAUAACAUUGAAUAGCUGAAAUUCUACAUCUAAAAACUUUCAACAUAUUUAAUUUCACAAAUGUAAAUUGUCCAUGUCAAACAUGUAUAAUAUUCAUUAAUAGGUUAAUACUCCUCACAAUUUUUAAAACUAUUGUCACCCAAUCAGUAGUGGCAGGAUAGUUGCCUGCACCACACCAUUUAGUUUAUCAUAGCUUCAUCCAUCAGAGGUUCCACUGAGUGUCUUUAGGCUGGAUUUUAGUUUAUCAGUGGAGUUAGCAUUAGUGAUAUAGGACUGAGGGUCUAUGUUCAAGUUUGGGGAUCCUGGCUGAAGAAACCUGACCUUUAGUCAACUAGACUACAAUGGAGAACAACCAGAGGAUUCAUAAGGCAGUGGCAUUGAUAGGGAGGGACUGACCUGGGAUGGAGCUAAUUUUUGCAAAUUGUCAUUGUUGGCGCAGAGUCCCUGUAACAUUGAGAAAUGUGUAAUAAAACCUCCAAUGACGCUAUUUGUCAGGGGGUGUAACAUAUAUGAAGUUAAUUGCACAGCACAGAAUGGGCAAAGAUUAACCAUAAGGUGACUUUAGUAACCACCUAUGGGGCACCACAUCCAUGGAUUUGCAUGGCCCCAUUCUUCAUUCCUAUGAGAACAAGGAAGGUUGACCCCCAAACUAGUAAUGUGCAGUAGCAUACUUUCUGAAGGGAUGGACUACCUCAAGCGACAGGUGGCAAGAAGGUGCACAGAGUACCCCCUGCCACCAGGGCAGCAGGCACGUGCAGACUGGCGCAUUGCCUGCACUGUGGUUGUCAUGUGAGACUGCAGUGCGGCCUGCUAGGGGGCAGCUGGGAUCACUCUGUAUUGAUUUCCCACCUAUCUGAAGGGACCUGUACAGAUGAUGCAACUGGGGUGCAAUAUCACCCCACCCUGGCAAUAUUACAGAGCAGAAGGGGGCUCGGAAAUCAGUGGAGAGACGGAUUCCUGCAGCUGCCCACUGGACCCCAGAGAUGAGUGUCCACUCCAGCUCCUCCUUUCAAGGUAAGAAAAUGGAAGCUGGGUGGUCCUCACUGUAACUCCCCCUCUCCCCUAAUUUUUAAAAAAAUGAAAUGUAAAAUGUUUGUAAUCGUGUGUGUAUCUGUGUGUGUAUGUGAAUGUGCGUGUAUUUAUUGGAGUCUUUGUGUGUAUGAGUCUGUGUGUUUUGCGUAUUUGUCUAUAUAAGUGUGAGAAUAUGAAUGUCUAUGUAUAUGAAUGUUGGAGUAUUACUGUGGGUGGAGGGUUUUAAUGCAGUAGGAGUGGGUAUAAUGCUGUAAGUGCAAGAUUAAUACAACCUAGUGUUUGGUUAAUACAACAGGAGUGGAGUUCAUAAAUAUUGGUUUAUAUAAUAUUCUGAAUUUAUUCACAUAUUUGGUAUCAUAAUGUUUUUAUAGAACAUGUUAGAGUUAAAGGUUGAGAAUAGGUGUGUAGAAUCGUGUAGAUUUUUAGGUUGGCUUUAGUCAACAUUUGUGGGAGGAGGCUUACUAUAUUCCCUCUGAAUCCACUGUUAUUUUUCCACCUAGAAAUUCCAUUGGUAUAGAGGUUCAAAUUCCUUAAACACCAUGAGUGACUCCUUAAUUUGUGUUCAUUAUAGAUAAUAUGAGCAGUUGGCUCUACUCUCCCUGGUCUUAGCUAUUUCAUUAUUCUUAUAGUUCCAGCCAUUCUUCUAUGAGUCUGUUCUCAUUAUCUUGUGGGAAUCAUAUUGAAUACAGAAGUUCAUUGGUUCCAUCAGAUGUCCUGAUGCCCAGUAUUGUUUAGUUUAACUAGCACCAUAGGUGACCAUUAACAUGCUCAGUUGUUUCAGAGCCCUUUGUCCUCACAGCUAUUAGACCUGGAGCUGACAAAACUGUUUCAUGAGAUCCUUAUUUGACCAAAGCCUAUGAAAGGCAAAUCUUGCUACACUGAUACAUGAUAUCGGAUAUCUAGUGCAGUUAUGUGUCAAAUGGCAGGGACUACAUUCUGGUGUUUGAUAAGCAGAUGUCUUGAGGUUUUCACUCCGGAUGCUAAGCUGUUGAUCACUUCCUUUUUCAGCCCGUGAGAACCUCCAGGAGUGAGAAGGAUGAUGUUAUAAGCGGUACAGACACACAUUGUAUUAAUCUCCUGAAUGAGUCACUGAUUGAUGCUAAAAAAAAAACCACUUGCUAAAGAAGACCUUUACACGCAAGGAAUAUCAAAGAUUCUCAGUUUGACCAAACUUGUUAAAGGAACACUAUAGUGUCAGGAAUUCAAACGUGUAUUCGUGACAUUACAGCUCUAAGAUCCCCGUUUAGGCCCCUGACCUCCCUGUCAGCAAGGCAAAAGGGGAUUUUACUCACCUUUUUCCAGCACUGCGCAGGCCUCCUCAGGCUUGCUCCUCCCCCGCUCUGCUCUCUGAAAAGGCAGUGUUUAAAUUAAAAAGUCUGCAGGGACAAGUAGUAGACACUAGAACAACUACAUUAAGGUGUAGUUUUUCUGGUGACAAUAGUGUAUCUUUAAGUAGACUAUAAACCAUAGGUAUGAAUGUGGGUCAGGGGUGGGGUGGGCCUGUAGGAGGAAUUCCAAUGGCGACAUGCCUAUCACUGGUAGGAUUGGGCCCUCGUGACAAAGGAUAAAUCUGACUAAAAAAAUAUGUUACGAUAUGCAUUCUCUCCAGGCUAACUAGCAGCUAUAUUGGUCAGGCCUACUUCAGGGCCCCAUGAGCAGAGCACAGUAGAAAUACACUUAUAUGGGAAUAAUAUCCUGAGUUCAGUUUGCAAAAUGCAAGGGAGACUAAUGAUAAGAUUCUGUAGACACUUCUCUGAUUUUCCCAAAAAUGGAAUACCAAUGAACAAACCCAGGAUGGUGGAACGGGUACUAAAAUUUCAUAAUGUGCAGCCUAAUUUUGGAUCUAUGAAUAACAUUUUACCUACAUACCCCUAUCCUGCUAAGAUUUAUGUGUGUGUGAGCUGGAUUCUAUCCUAAAUUUCACAAAUGUCUCAAUUAAAUGUCAAUGUCUUAACAUGUCUUGAUCGAAAUUCUUACUCAUACUAAAGUAAAAAGGCUACAAAACUCUCAACCCCCCCAUCCAAAAAAAAGCAACCAUAAUAUUAUAUGAAACUUUUGCCGCACUGGAACUCCGGCGCUUUUUCUAACGGUUAUUCACCAUCCUUCUCCCUCGAUGCAUAGGUAAACCACCAACCUUAAAUUGCCUUUACUGUAUUGCCAUGCCCCCUAAGGCCCUGGGAAAGUUCCACGAGAAAUCAUAACAAACUUCCUAAACUUUAUUGAUAGAUAUAUAUAAUUCUGGCAGCCACAAUAGGGAGAUAGGCCUUUUAAGUUAUCACAUGUUCUUUUUGGACUUCCGCAGAUCCACCAUUAAAUGGUGUCAAUCCACAAAACCUCUGACCACUUCUUUGCAGUAGUCGGGUAUUCAUUUCAAAUGUCGUCCACACAAUUGAUGCUGCUCACCAGAUUGGACACCUUUUUUAGAUUCAAGGACUAUCUUCAAGAAUUAACAAAGCUAUUUGCUAGAUAGAAUUUAAAGUGAAUUUCAAAUUGAAGGUCAAUAUAAGCAAAUUGGAAACAUUUUGUAAGUCAGAUAUGUUUACAAUUUGGCUACUUUGGCCUAAAAUAUGAAAUCAAUUUUAUAUUUACUUUAAAUUCUCACUUUAGUUUAGUUAAAUCUUGUCCCUACACCGCCAGACUUACGUGGAGCUAUACCUACCAAAGACGGUCACCAAGUGAUCUCUACUACUAGAAAUCUAUUGUGUUGUAUUUUUAUUUUCUUUAAUUUGCUUAUUUUUUAUUUUUCAUAUCCUGAUGGCUGAUGGCUUGUUUAUAUCAAUGCUCUAAAAAAUAUUUUUUUUCCAUUUGUUCUCUUGAGGAUUCUCCCAUCCAACUCCACUAACCCCCAACCUCCGUAUCAAACAUUCUUUUUUCAGGACAUAGAUAUAUCUAUUGUAUACUACAACUCUGUUUAUCUGCUGGAAUUAUUCUUUUCCAUUAAAUGGGGGAGCUGGAUGGCCACUUUUGAAUGGGUUCAUAAGAAAGAAAACACUGAGUAGUUACAUAGUUACAUAGCUGAAGUUCAGCCUUUCUCACAUAUGUUUUUGCUGUUGAUCCAAAAGAAUGCAAAAGACCCAGUCUGAAGCACUUCCAAUUUUCCAACAAACUAGGGAAAAAUCCAUCUUGACCCCAAAAUUGCAGUCAGAUAUCUCCUUGGAUCAAGCAGCUAUUACCCUACGAAAUCGAAAUUAUAUCCCUGUAUGUUAUGGUUUUGCAAGUAUUUAUCCAAUUGCUGUCUAAACAUCUGUAACCACCUUUUCAGGCAGAGAAUUCCACAUCCUUAUAGUUCUUACUGUAAAAAAAACCUUUUCUUCACCUUAGAAUAAAUCUCCUUUCUUCCAGCCUAAAUGAGUGACUUCGUGUCCCAUGUUUAGCUCUGUUUAUGAAUAGAUUUUCAGAUAAUGGUUUGUACUGGCCCCGAAUACAUUUGUAUGUUAUCAUACAAAUAUGUGUAUGUUAUCAUAUCCCCUCUGAGGCGCUGUUUUUCCAAAGUAAAGAGAUUACAAUUUUUUUAACCCUUCUUCAUAACUAAAAUGCUCCAUUUCUUUUAUCAAUUUUGUAGCUCAUCUCUGCACUUUUUCUAGUGCCAUGAUAUCCUUCUUUAGAACAGGUGCCCAAACUUGCACAGCAUAUUCAAGGUGUGAUCUUACCAGCGAUUUAUAAAGAGGCAAAAUGAUAUUUUCAUCCUGAGAAUUUAUGCCCCUAUUUAUACAUGACAAAACCUUACUGCCCUUAGCAGAUUGACAUUGCAUAUUGCUGCCUAAUUUGUUGUCUAUAACAAUUCCCAAGUCCUUCUCGUGUGUUAUUAUCCCUAAUUCACUACCAUUUAGGGUAUAACAGAGCCUUUUAAAGGUACAUGAGGUGGAGACCAGAAAGGAACCUCAUUAAACAAGACCACCCACUUUCCCUAUUUAAGCCACGCACACCCUUCACUCUUCGCUCAUUUGUACUAUGCUCCUGGUUGUGUAAAGACCUUCAGUGUCUAUCCUGUUGUAUUUUGACCCAUGCCUGUAUCAUCGCUUCUGAACCUGUGCAGCCUGUCGUGACCAUUGGCUUCCCUGACUACUCUCUUCGUCUGAUCCUUUUGUACUGCGAACUUGCUCUAUUGCCUUCAUCACUCCCCUGCAUCUUGGGCUCCGUCCACUAAACUGUGAACCCGACACCAGCGUUACACCAUUUUGACAGGGGUAGGUCAUAUAUAUAAUAUCGUAAGCACUCCAAUGGUGCAACUGACAAUCUUGGGGCAAGGCCUAAGAACUUAGAAAACCAUGUCAUCCAUUUAAUAAUGGAAACUAAUGUUGUGGUCAUGAGUGUAAUACCCUAAGGUAUGCCUUGGCACCCACAUCAAUGAAAGAAAGGAAUGUGGGCGUAUGAGUAAAUUUUCCAAUUGAAGCCAAAGUGGAGUGUCUUGGGUUAUAUGCAAUGUCAGCAUUUGCACUAUUAUCGUGGCUGCAUAAUAUUUUUGGAUAUCUGGCAUCCCCAAACCUCCCACAUACAUAGGGAGCUGAACAGAUGUAUGUGCUAUCCUGGGUGGGUUUCGCUUCCAUAAAUGCAUGUUUAUAGUCUGUGGAGAUUUGCUUACAAAGGGCUUGGAAAUGUCUAUCGUCAGGGUGGGAAAUAAGUACAAUAUCAACCAUAACACCCCAAACCAACCGUCCAACACGCCCUGUAUUUUAUUAUAAACUUUGGCCUACUUUCAUUUUGUCUAUCUUGUUAAAUGCUUUCUAUAAAAAGUCCAUUUGAUGGAUAUUAGGCACAUAUAGGUAUAAAACCAAAACAGUGAGUAAGCGCUAAAUAACACAAUAAAGCAGCAACCCUAUAAGGGAUUCCCUCAAAAACCCUUAAACGUAACACAAAACGGAAUAGAUAAAAGUAAGGGCAGCACUGAAUAAAACUAUGUGUAAAACAAAUAGUCCAGAUAAAAUAAAUGGAUAAAAAGAGAAAGUCUUAUCUCAAGACGUCUGUUGCGGUCAUAUAUAGUAAUGAUAUUUGUUCCAGAAUAAUUGUCCUUGUUGAUAUCCUCCUUAUGGAUCCACUCGUAUGUAAGAGAUAAGGAAUAAAUGGAGAACCAAAUAGUGUAGUAUAUUCAACAGUGGAGAUGAUAAAAAUAUAAAAAUCUAGAAUGCAAACUCACAUUUGACAGAGCUGUAACUCUUUCUCUCUUCAUUGCGUGGAACAACACAAAUAUCUCCCAAAACAUCUUAUUUCUAUGAGAAUUUUUACAAUUUUUAUGGAUGACAAGACUCACAAUUUUAUGACCUUAUGAACGCCAACCAUUUGUAGGUGUAGGUGAUUUAACCAAAAAUUAACCUAUAUUUUUUAAUAAUAAAUAUAUACAUAUGUUGGCACUGAAACCUGUAUUUGGGUGCAGGUAUCGAGGUUGCCCACCUAUAAUCAACCUCAAAAUAUAAAUACAGAAUAUAGUGAAUGAUACCGCACUCCGAAAGAUAAUUGAUGCUCAAAAAAUUAUUUUUUCAUUAGUAUUAUACACAAAGUCAAUUUAAAAUCAGAUACAAUCUAUAGUGCAUCACUUCAUACCAUCAAUAAUGAACAGUAAGGGUAAACAAUAUAUUAAAUCCUGGCCCAGUUAAUACUGCAAUCUAUGCUUUUGCCAGAAGACCUGAAAAAUCCAUCAUAGGGUUAAUACAUUGAAGGGUUCCUCCCAUAAUUGUAUCAUACUGCCCAUGGUUACCAGACAAAAUAAAAAAAUGAAAAAAAUAGAAAAGUCUAUUCAAUUUAAAACCCCCAAAUUAUUUUUUUUGUAUGUCUCUCUCCAUAGGUAAGCCUUCUUAAGAUACCCGAGGCUUAUAAAAAGAAAAAAAGGGUAAAAAAUAGACAAAAAUAAAAAAUUAAAAUUCACAAGAUAUAUUCUGAGUAGUGAUGUCCCGAACGGUUCGCCACGGACAGCGAACAUAUGCGCUGUUCGGUCCGCCCCCUAUUUGUCAUCAUUGAGUAUACUUUGACCCUGUACCUCACAGUCAACAGACACAUUCCAGCCAAUCAGCAGCAGCCCCUAUCUCCCAGACCCUCCCACCUCCUGGACAGCUCUCUAAGAAUGCAGCUUCACAAUGAAUGUAAAAUGGAUGCUGUGAGAUAUAAAAGUUCAUUCGCAGGAGGUUUUCUUAAUGUAUAAACAAUAGUUGCAGGUCACUGAGGUUUGGCUGUAUUUGUAGAUGCAAUCGGGAUUCAGAUCACCGGGGGGCUGUGCGCUCGGGAUCACCAUCCCUUCGAAGGUCCUGAACCAAUAUUUUUCAAUACACAAACUGCAUUUACUGUAGUCAGCAUUUAUUAUUGCUGCAAAGUGUUAUUCACUAAUUCGCAAGUCGUUGGGAGUUAAUAAAAAAGUCUUACAUUUUAGGCAAAAAUAGACAACAUUAAAAAAUACAGUUAUUUAAUAUGUCGCUUACAUUUUGAAUAUUUAACUUUGAAUUUGAUCUAAAUACCUCUGCGAGGAACGUUUAUUAUGUAUUAGGAUUCAAAAAAGGGACAUAUAUGAGACACCUUUCUGUUUUCAUGGCUAACAAGGGCAGCAGAUCAAACUGGAAUUCUCAUAGUUAGCAAAAUAAUAAAGCUUAGAUACCCAUUUAUUAAUUAUUAGGAGGAUCAACUGCUCAAUUCUCUGUCAUCUGGGAGUUAAUUUACUUGUGUGUCUGUUAUGGAGCCAUAGUCAUACUACCCCUGGCUGUAACUCACACAGCCUCCAUUAAAUAGUUUUUUUUUUUCAUUUAGAUGUUAAAGGGACACUCCAUAAACCCACUGUUUAGUAGAUAUACCCAAAUGAAAACUUGCAUGAAUGAUUAUGUAUUUUUCAUUGGGGAUGUAUCUAAAACCAGAUUGCAAAACCUGCAAUUAUCUUGUCUGCAGCCUUUACAAGUCCUCCCCUUCUAAACCAGCCCAGACAUCACAUAUUCCCCAAUACAGCUCAAUAAAAAGUCUUUGCAAGGCAAGUGCUCUGGGCAAUUGCCUGCCUCUUGAGUUUAGUUCCACUGAGCUAACCAAAGUAACAGGUCAUAUUGUCUUAUUGACACCUGCUGUGGUGUAAACAGAUUAAUUUAUAAAAUGGUACAUUUCUAUUGAAAUUUGCACUUUUUGUAAAUCGAAAAAUAAAAUAGGACACUUUAUUUACACCUAUUCAGUAAGCUAAAGUGUCUUAGGGGUCUUUAACUCACUUUGGAAGUUUUUUUAUCUCCUGGUUUGUAAAUUGAAUUUUAAUCACACACAGGAGGCUUCCGCAGGCUCUAGAAGGCUAUUAACAGAGCUAAGAAAUUAGAUUUUGCAAAAAAGUUACCUAGAUUCCAUUUCAGAAAGUGUUUGGGAAGGCUGUGCAAGUCGCAUGCAGGGAGGUGUGACUAGGGCUGCUUAAAAAAAGUGAUUUAACUCCUUAAUGACAGAGAACUGGCAGAGAACUGAGCACUGAGACUGAAGGGGCAUGAUUUAUAAACCAAAAUUGCUUCAUUAAGCUACAGUUGUUUUGUUAAUUAUAGUGUCCCUUUAAUUCAUUUCUGCAUCUUUUCCUAUCCUAUUAGAGGAGAGGAGGAGCUAAUUAAUAUGUUCUGCUGCCAUGGUUAGCCAGCUAUACACAGUUUAUUUAUUAUUUAUUUAACAAAAAUGUAUGAAGGUAUGUUGGAUCAGUGGCGUCACAAACAGAGCUCUUCCUGUCAGUCCCCCCAGGUACAGGAAACUGAAGCUCCUGUACCACGGUCUGAUCCGCCCGGCCACGCUACCAGAAAGGUAGGAGACACACUGGGGACAGGAGGAAGGAACAUUAUCGGACAGGGGAGGGGAGCGGGGGAAGAACACUAUGGGACGGGGAGGAAAGAAUACUUUGGGACAGGGGAGGGAGGGGAGGAAAGAAUACUAUGGGACAUAGAAACAUAGAAUGUGACGGCAGAUAAGAACCAUUCGGCCCAUCUAGUCUGCACAGACGGGGGGGGAGGAAAGAACAUCAUGGGUGGGGGAGGAGGUAGAAAGAACACUAUGGGACAGGGGAGGAGAAAAAACACUAUGGGACAGGAGAGGGGUGAGGAAAGAACACUAUGGGACGAGGGAGGAGAAAGAACACUAUGGGACAUUCGUUGGGGGGAGAAAGAACACUAUGGGACAAAGGGGAGACACUAGGGAGGAGAGAGCGGAAGAUUAAGGGGGGGCACUAAGGUACAGGGGACAGAAGGGAAAAGGAACACAGGUGGGGGGACCAGUAAAAGAGAAGGGAGAGGAACACUAAGGGGGGGAGGAAUAUUAAUGGGAAUGGGGGGCACUAAAAGACAAGUAAGGGGGGAAUAGAGGAACAUUAAGGGACAAAGGACGAAGGGGAGAGGAAUACUAAAGGACAGGGGAGGGAGGGGAGAGGAACACUAAGGGAUAUGGUGGGGGUUGGUGUGACACCGUGAGUUACUGCACCAGGUGACACCAACCCUAGUGACGCCACUGUGUUGGAUGAACAUAUAACUUGAAAGCUCUAGGAACUCUGAAGUUGAAUGUUUGUGAACUUCUAGUGUUUUCCAUCAAUAAGUCACACUUAUGCACUGUCUCUCGCAUCUAUGCUGAAAUGUAGUUCUGAUAAAUAUGUGGUUAGCAUUUUGGCUAAGCACAGGUGAAUACGAGCAAACUUGUUGUUAAGUCAGUUAUAUUCAGGAAGUUGCAUCUUUGUUCUGCAAAACAUUGUGGUCAUUCUCGAGAAAAAGCUCUCAAUCAGUUCAUGUAAUUUUAAAUACCUAUGGGAAAAGCAGCAUUUAUGUUUUCAGUACUUAAAGCGGCACUGUCAAGCCGAACUUACCUUUCCCCAAUCGCUUCCUCUUCUCUCCCUCUCUCAGGAUCUGUUCUCCGUUUCUUCCAAUCUGAUCUAGAGAUUACUUUGUCUUAUGUAUUUUUCCUACACUUAACCCGCUUUGACCCUCUUCCUGUGGGUCAAAUACAUUUUCCCGCAAUACCCACCCUUUCCUCUGUGAUCUCGCUGUGUUUCCUGUCAGUAUUCCCAAACAUCCUGUCACAUAGAUAGGACGGCGCAACUACCAAAUUUUGCCCUAACAGAAUGAGAACAUCGCUAUACCGCGAGUAGGGGCAUGUCUACUAAACAGUGAGCAGCCUGCUUACUGCUGUAAAAAACAAACAAAAAAAAAAACGACCCCCCUCCUAUAGAAAUAAUAAAGGACAAUAAUAAUAAAGGAGGAGGACAUUGUAGCGGAGCUCCAAUAUUCAGCAUCAAUAUCGCUGCUGUAGACUCCUUGUAGCUGAGGAAGCAAUACGAUAUCCAAGACACAAUCCCCCCAGUAACUGGACGACACACAGUUCUGGGAGCCAAGUGAUUUUUAUUCAGCCUCAGCUGGCUUUUAUGCAACUUCCCAUGCAAGGGGUUUCUUAAAUUACAUUCCAGGGGUUUGCCCUGUGGGGACAAGGGACAAGUAAAUAAUUCACAAACUCCUCCUCUGUGCCUGGGAGAUAAUUGAGUAAGAACAACUCUUUAAUUACAUUAUCUCCCAGGUACAGAAAAUAUACAAUAUUGUAAAACAGCAUAAAAACAUAUUUUAAUAUCUCAGAACUCCACGAAAGUUAGUUCACCAAAUAGCAGGUAUAUGAGCGCCCACUUUGACAAAAUAUCACUCAGAUCCGUUUGGUAUAUUAGGAAUGCCAUUCAAGUGAAGUUUAGACCGGUCGACCACGACGUGAAGCCCCAAAAUAGUUCCAGAGGAUUUUAGGCUUUGACCGGUCUUUUUUCGGGAGUUCUUUCACGAAUGCUGACGAAGGCUCCCCCUUGCUGCUAGCAUACGAAUGUUCCCCCUGUUUGGUAGUUUAGGUCUCCUGAACGCCGUUCUCCUACUGGUUCGGGAAGUUGAAUUGGCAGCGGUAAUAGUUUACCCGGUGUUCACAGAGUCCAGUAGCUGAAAUUAGUUCCAGGCCAUCGAUGACCAUGUACCACCACCCACAUUCGACAGACAAAAUGGCCAUUUGUUUGCACACGUGCAUUUGGUAAUACGAACAGUGGCCAAGUAGGGGAUACCCUUUCUUUGAUGAGCAAUUUGAGGUUAACAGCCAGGGAUGGUCGAUUGUUAAAUGAACUGAACUCAGAGACCACACAGGUGGGUUCGGUAAACGAACGAGGGGUAUGGACAGCCGAACAAAGGGAAGGAAAAAAUGGACAUUCUGCUACAGACAGUGUCUCCCCUCCCGAGCCCCCACCUGUGCUGUGUGAGUGGGGGCUACUAAACUGAACGAGGAACCUAAUGUUCCCCCAGUCCCCUCCCAUAAACGGCAGGUGGAGGCUAAAUAUAAAAAAUACCCCCCACAAGUAACUAGGGGUCCCCAAGCCUCAAGCCACCCCCCUCCCCAAUAAAAUUAAACCCUACUUACCCCCUCACCCUAAAAUAGUGAGGGGGGAACAAAAAACGAAAUACCUGUAAAUAAAAAAAAAUUAUACUUACCAUUAGAUGUCUUCUUUUUUCUUAAACCUUCUUUUUUCAGCCCCAAAAAGGACAAAUAAAAAGCCAUAAUUCCCGCCGAACUUUAAAAACAAAUGAAACAAAAAAAAGUGCAAAAAAAAAACAUGCAGAAAAAAGAAAACCCUGACGCCACAAAAAAAAAAAUCCAUCUUCACCCAGCUUGUAAAGCUUUCCCAUGUCCUGCAAUUUGAUUUAGAGCUCUCUGAUUGGUUUGUUUAGGCCAAUCAAUAAAAGUGCUCUGAUUGGUAACUUGCAUGUCUCAAAUUUCCCAGACGGCUCUUAUUGAUUGGCUUAAACCAAUCUCAGAGCGCUCUCAGUCAAAUUGCAGGGCGUGGGAAGGCAUAGGGCAUGGGGAGAGGUCCCCCACCCGCUGCUCAUAAGAGACAAUGGGUCCCCUCUCUUUUUUUACUUAGGGCCCCCACCUGUCCUCCCCUGUUAAUUAUUUUAGAAGAUGCCCCACCAUGGCGAACCUGUACUUUUUUUGAUUCGGGGAGUGGGGGUCUUUUUUUUUGUUUGUUUAACAGUGAGCAGCCACUGGUCGCUCACUGUUUAGUAGACAUGCCCCUACUCACAGCAUAGCAAGUAGGGGCAUUCAGGAGAUUUUAGUCUCCCUUAUGCUAAUAUUGGGGUCAUAGAAUGACGGGGGGGGGGCAUAGAGGGGGGUUAGAAAGUGGCGGAGAGCACUGCUCCCUGCCGCUUCUAUCUUCACAUAUUACAAGGAGCAAGCAGUGAGCCGGUAGCUCCCUCCUUGUAAUAAACUGAACGAACAAAGAGGUCUCCUUUCAUUCUUUUGAAAUUUCUAUUCAUUUAUUUGUCUUUCUAACGAAUGAAUGAAUUGACAAAAUUCCCAUCUGAAUGCCCAAGUGGUUAACUGGGCAUGAGCGGGAAUUUCACAGUGUUAUCUAGUGUGGGCAGAUGACCUGUCCCACAGGGCCUUCAUCUGCCCACUCUAAAAUGGUGGCGCCAAGGACCUAAGUCCGGUCACAAAAUAAAGUUUAAAAAAAGGUAAUAUGGGGGCUCUACGGGGAUUUGGGAGUAACUAGGGGGGCUAUUAUAUUUAGUGUAGUUGGGAGGGGGAUAAAUAAAAAACGGAUGUGGCCAUGACAGUGCCGCUUUAAAUGUAUUUCAUGAGGAUCAUAUAUAGCAUGAGAGUUUAGAGUUUGUAAAUGUAUGAUUUGGUUAAUAAAUAAUGACCAGACAAUCUUGGCGCUCAUUGCAACCCAGCCCCUUAAACUUGUUGACUUGAUGAAAUAACAAAACAUUUUUCUUUUUGAUCUGCACAAUCUUUGUAUAGAAGGUUGCCUACGCCUGCAUCUAUACUUCUACUUAGUAAUCUUCUAGACCAAGAUCAAAGAUUCCAAAUGAAUUAUUAUUAUGGACUCAUAUAUUGUAACGAAGAGCAAUGUAAACUUCAGAUCAUUUUUUAGCCAUUUUCUAUUAUUUUACCCUCUAUUUCUCUCUGUUUCUUAUUUUGUUUUCCAAUUUCUCAAAACAGAAUUUUACAAAAGGAGGGGAGUCAGAAGGAUCUCGAUGUGCAACAGCUUUGGAGCUUCAGCAAAGAGGAUGUGCCUCAGAGCAUCUGAUACAACCCAAAGGGGUUGUGAACAUUAUAAAGGACACUCCUCUGAGUGACAGUGCUGACCAAGAGGUGGUCACACAGCUAGCUCCUCAAAGUGUCCACCUGAAGCUUCGCCCUGGUGAGAAUCAUAAUGAUCACAGGGUUUAAACAUCUGCAUUGUAUCUCUUAGAGAGAUACUCUAAGCACCAACAUAACAGACUUAAUGAAGUGUUUUUUUGUGUGUAGAUCACUGCUCAAUGCUCUGCAUUUUAGGAGUUAAAUCACUUUGUUUAUACAGCUGUAGCCACUUCUCCCCUGGCUUAGACUCACACUGCUCCUUGGAACCUGCUGGUACCAUGGAGUCCCAGGUAUCAUUGGAUACCUAAGGAAUCCCUCCAUCAGCUAGGCAACAAUUAGUGGCCAAAGACUGUAAGAUGAGCUAUGUGCAGCGCUUCAUAUACCACAGCUAAGCAAUCGCACUCAGCCGUGGUAAUUCUGAGCCUGUCCACAGCCUUUUAUAUGGUGUUUGCACUAUUCUUUAUUAGUUCUUUUCUCCUGCGGUAUUUUGAAGAGACUUCUCCCAGGGAUUUUAAUCAUAUUUUUGUGUGAUACACCAUUAGAUGGCAAUAUAUUUUUCAACUUUGAAUCCAUAUGCACUUUAAGCGCAGUCUGAAGCACUUUUUGAAUACACUUUGAUGUGAAUUUAUUGCAUGUCACUGUAUAGAAGGUUACAUUGUAAACAUAAUUAACGUUGCAUGUAUUAGUUAACUGAUCCACCUUUUGGAUGAAAUUACUUUAUCUACCGUUUAUACUCUAUUUAGUGCAAUGACUGUUUAAACUUCCUGUCCUAUUUCUGAAUUUUAGAAGAAAAGAAGAAAUUUCGGGUGAAGUUCAAACGUGCUGAGGGUUAUCCGAUAGAUCUUUAUUACCUGAUGGACUUGUCAUACUCCAUGAAGGAUGAUUUAGAAAAUGUGAAGAAGUUGGGUAGUGACAUUCAGAGGGCUCUUAACGAAGUCACCAAAUCUGUGCGCAUUGGUAAGACAUAAUGUGUAUUUGUUUGAAAAUUCCUUUUCCAGGAGAAAUACACAAAUAAAACUCCAAUGUAAAUUAAUACAAACUGUGCUGAAUUUCUUCCUUAAUUCUGAAAGUCUUCUCCAGCUCCCUGUCAGAGUAUCAGAGUGUCUUAUAUUUAACCAGAAGGUAAAAAAUUUUUUUAAAAAUUGUUUGCAAUUUGAUUAUAUUUUGAAGUCCUCUGGUGAAUUACCGACACUUCUUGGUUAAGUAAAUAACCAAACCAGUUUUGAAAUUCACAGUUGUCUGAGGUAUGUCCUCCUAAGAAGAAAUGCUUAUAAAUUGGAGUCAAGGUUAAGCCCCUUGCCUUGAGCAAAUGGCAAAGAAUGCAUGUGUUAAAUAUGUAUCCAAUUAAAUUGAUCUUUAUGGUUAUUUCUGUAAAAUUUGUUCAGUAUUCCUUUCACACAAGUACUAUUUUUGGUUGCUCAAGAGUCAGUGAUUACAUAAUCUCUGUAUGAUGGAAAUAACAUGGGUAACCAUGGCUAAGUAUAAUUUUCCAUAAUGAUAAUUAUAGUCUACUUAGUAUUUUUGUUUAAGUGUUUUAUCACAGGGGCUGGAGGUUAAUAGAACUGGUAGAUGAUUAACAGUUUUACUUUUGCAGGUUUUGGUUCCUUUGUGGAUAAGACAGUGCUUCCCUAUGUAAGUACAAUGAAAUCCAAGCUGCAGAACCCAUGUCCAUCUCGUACAGAGCGUUGCCAACCACCUUUCAGCUAUCGGCAUGUGCUGGAUCUGACCUCCAACCUCACCUUGUUUGAAAUGCGGGUCAGUGCAGAAAACAUCUCUGGUAAUCUGGAUAGUCCGGAGGGUGGAUUAGAUGCCAUGCUACAGGCGGCUGUAUGCACGGUAAGGUUCCAAUUUGGAAUGUAAUUCAAUCUCCAUGCUAUUUACAGUUAGACCUUACCACAACUGGUUGAUCAGCAGGCUGACCUAAAAGGAACCCUCUUUAAGGAGUAAUUUAUGGAGUGAUGCUAAACUCAUUGCUCAAUCACAUAAUGCAAAUUGUAGGUUUGCAUAAUUGCACCAAAAUUAGUGAAAUAGAAACAUUUUGACAGGGUUACGGCCUUUAAUUACCAAAUUUAAAACCCUUGAACUAGACAUUUCUCUUAUCUCUUCUCCAGGAUCGCAUUGGAUGGAGGAAUGUUACUCGUCUCUUGGUGUUUGCCUCAGAUGAUGUCUUUCAUACAGCUGGAGAUGGAAAGUUAGCCGGUAUUUACUUGCCAACCGAUGGUCACUGCCAUUUAAAUGAAAAUGGAGAAUAUGACCACAGCAACAUUUAUGUGAGUGAUUUUUCAAAGUGGAAAACUCCCACAAUUUCUUUAUAAGGCAAUUUUAUUAGCAAUAUGGCAAUGAAAUAAAAAUACAAAACAGACAUCAUUAGAAGAAGAAUGAAAAUGAAAUACUAUGUAACUGGUGUUUCAAAAGCGUGUGGUCAUUGCCAAGUUUUGUAAGUUUCUUAAAGAAGGAAACAGUGGGAACAAUGAACUCAAAACAUAAUAAAACAAGAAUAAACAGAAAUAAAUUUAAAGAGAAACUAUUAUGCCAGAAACUUUGCAUAGCAUGAGGACGUCUAGCGUCAGUUAGGCAACUAAAAGUCGCCUAACCACCCGGAGGUCCCCUGAUAGACAGCCACUAGAGGUGGAGUCAAACCUUAAAGGCAAUUAUUGCAGUUUCUCAAAAACUGUACUAAUUACCAUUGCAGAGUUAAGGGACCUGGGACACUGCACCCAGACCACUUCAAUGAGCUGAAGUGGUCUGGGUGCCUAUAGUGUCCCUUUAAACCAAAAUCUAUAUAAGAAGAUAUUUAUCAUCUUCCAAUCAAAGAAAAUAACAGAAACUGUGAGUCAGCUAUGAAGUGAGUAGGCAACCAAAAGUAUGGAGACGAGACACUUUGUAGUACUCUCUGACAGUCUGUGUGAUUUAAAGAUGACUGUCUCGUGUUGGAACUUCAAAACCUUCUAGAACAAUGUUAGAUCUUUCCAAGGCAGGUAAUAUCUUACUUUUUUUAUUUAUAAAGAUGGGGAUGAUCCAGACAUACAACAACAUGAUUUUUGCAUAUGAUAAGAGUUACUAUGACCCUGCUAAACCUUCCAUUUAAUCUAUAAAGUUUAAGCUACUGGAAAUAAAACCCACGAAGAGAUAACGGUGGACAAAUAUUUUACACCAUUAUUCACUGCCCUAAAACUUUAUUAAAAAAUAAAAGUACAUCCUCUGUCCUUGGAGACCUACAUUCCUGAGAUAUAGCUCUGCUCUCUUGUCAACCUUACCCAGUGCUGGCUGGUGAAUUUUAAAUAUAGUUGGGCAUCCUCCCUUCCCCUCUCCCUCCCUCCCCGACUUGUUGGACUCGGCUCACUUAGCUCCAUUACUCAAUCUUUAACCCAAAGAGGAAGCAGGCUUUGUUCAAACCUGUAAAGCUAUGGAUAAACAUUUUUGAGCUACAACUCCACCUACUGGUGCUGUUACCCAACAACAACCGAGAAUAAUACACAAGCCACAUUCAGGACAAUAUGCAAGCUUCUCUUUAGGGCCUAGAGAAUCUGAUCGCCCCAUGCAAAACCAAUGACUGUAAGCAGAAAUCCGGAAAAUAUAUUAAAAAGUGGAGAUUGAAGCUGUAUGUAUAAUCAUUGCAGAUAGAAUAUUUUUUGCAGCACAGUCUUUACCUAUGAUAAAAUUGCUGCCCUAAAACAUCAUAAACUAAACUGUAAACAAAAUACAGAAAGGUAAACUGUGAACAAUCAAUCUGAAAAAUUACUGAAACCAUUAAAAUUCAGAAAUUUGCAUAUAUGGUCAAUAUAUUUGCAAAUAAGGGUAUUUUGUGGAUGAAACAAAUGUAUCACCUUCUCGAAUGUUCCUUUUUCAGGAUUAUCCCUCAGUUGGGCAUCUAGCUCAUGUCCUCUCAUCCGCUAAUAUUCAGCCUAUCUUUGCUGUCACCAAUGAUGUGAUCUCCACGUAUGAGGUGAGUACGUGCAAUGGCAGCAAUCGGGGGUGUAACUAUAUAGUUUAAGGUGAUUGCAUUUCUCCUACAAAUAUAGACAUAAAAUAUGUGACACACAGACUGUUGAUUAUUUCAGUUCUGACAUUCAUUGUGUUCUGUAGGUCUGGUUUAACGGAGCCAACUGAUCUUCUUAGAUGCACAGAUCAAUGUCUUGUUGGCUUAUGGUCAAGAGCUCUUGUCUGUGACAUCAACUGUAACGCAUGUAGAAAGCGAUGCAGAAAGCCCAGUUUGUCUUCCAGCUUUUCAUUGUCAAAUUAAAUUUAUGUGAUGGCACUUUUGGGCAGGAAUAGAAAACUACUUUAUGUAUUUCCAAUUUGGUUUCCAAGUCUCAUAAAAGACUCGCAUCCACGCGAAUUUACCCACAAAUGUUCUGUACUUUUUUGCAUAUUGUAUUGGUUGUGUGUGUGGUGUAUAUCAUAUAUCAAAGAAGCCAUUAUUUGUUUUCCAUGUAAUAUCCCAAGUGCAGGAGCUGAGCAAACUGAUUCCAAAAUCUGUGGUUGGAGAAUUGACAAAGGAUUCCAGCAAUGUAGUGAACCUCAUCUCUGAAGCCUAUAACGUACGUCUCUGCUGCAGGAUAAAACCACAAUAAAUGUUAGAGAUUGUAAUGUCUUUUAAAGCAGGGAAAUUACAAACAUUUUAUGUUCAUGUAACAUUUUAAGUUGUUGUACUUUACAACAGAUAGGUCCACCUUAUAAACGACAUUAGGAUCAAUUAUCAUGCAAAAAAUGUUCCGAUAAUGAGUUAUUUGUUUUACCCUGGAACUGAAAGGAUUAAAGGGGGUUUGUUUGUCAUGUUCUUGUAGAUGAAAAACCCAGAACAUGGACUGUGAAAGCCAAAAAAUAUUGAAUUGAAGAAUUUUCCAAUUCAGUUACAUUUAACAAAGUUGUCACAGUUAGUUUUUUAAAUUAACACUCCAUUGACAUUUUUAAUGCAUUUUUUCUAUAUAUCUCAUUUGGUGGCAUGUAAAAAAACAAAACUUGUGAAAGCUGCAGAUAUGCUGUCUUUGCUAAACUGAACAAUGACAAGUUUCUCAUUGAGAAGUCUAUAUUUCAUCUGCAAUCGUGCACACAAUCGUGGAUUUCUGGGUCUUCUCAAUAAACUGUAGUACAGUUCAUUGAGAAGUGGUGGAGGCAGGUGUGUAGCCCAGUGUGCCUACCACUUCCGAUGGUUCAUAUGGCACUACCAGAAGCAAAUAAAAACCUUCCCAGCUGUCUGAGGGCAAAAGAGACAGAUAGAGGCUUUAACUAAACCCAUUAGAUUUUAGUUGUGUCAACUAAUAUCUACUGGAGAUUUAGUCGACUAAAACUAGACUAAAAGGAACACAAUUCAGAUGAUUAAAAUACAACUAAAACAGAUUUUUAGUCAAAAGACUAUGACUAAAACUACUUUGAAAUUUGCCGCCAAAAUUAACACUGGUUGAUAGCACUGGCUAGGGAGUAUAGGAACAGAUAGGGCCAGAUUAACAUAGGGGCUAACAGAGCUGAAGCACUAGGCACAUGCCCUGUUUUACACUAAAUUUCCAAUGCUCUUGCCUUGUGCAGAGGGAAUUAAGUAUGGUAACUUAGGAGGAUUGUAGAGGAGCAAAACUCGCAUAGACUGGCUUACUAUAAAAUAGUUAUAGUUAAGCUGACUUUGCACACCUUGUAAAUAACAAUGUGACAUGACCCUUUAAUUCUACAUUUACUAUAUCCACAUUUUUUCCGUGUCUGACCGAAUACCAGGAGCUCCAGCCUUCUAGUAAGAAGGGAAGGAGAGGAUUGGACAAGUGAGUGCUGGGGGACACCAGGGAAUUUUCCCCAGAAAGCAUAGAGUGAAUGAAUAAUUAAACACAUUUGCUAAACUCAGGGUUCUGAAAUAGCACUGUCUGCCCAGACCAUCCUUAAUUGGCUGGCAGCCUGUCAUAUAUUUAUACCAGGGUGACCUUCCAGUUCUUCGGGCAGACCUGCUCCUUUUACUGCAUGGGUCUACCCCUUUAGGCAGGGCCAGUGAUGUGAUUUACAUCACUGGUCUACCUCUUUUUACCUUUCCCAAUGACAGCCUGCUUCACAGGAUGCCGAUGCUGGGGGUAUGGAUUUGGUUACAGCAGUUACAUUCAGAUUAAAAAAAAAAAAAAGUUCAUUAGCCUUAUUUAAGUUAUAUACAGCUUAGAAACCUUACCCAUGACAUUUUUACUGUAAGUAUAUAUUUUGCUUUCUUUAUGCACACGAUGAUGAAGACCACACACUGUGAUCAUUUUAAUUAAACUGUUGGCUGUUCUCAUUAUGGCUGAUGUCAAUCAGUGUGAUUUUCAUGGUUGAUUGAUCAGCUGUAAAACGUUUGGAUCAGAAUUUCCUAUUGACAAUAAUCCCUGACAUCUAUGCAUUUAUUAUCUUCCAGAACUUAUCUUCCACUGUGAACUUGGAGCAUUCAAAUCUCCCUAAAGGGAUCAAUAUAUUGUAUGAUUCUCACUGUCUUGACUCAUCUAGCAAGGGACAACCCACAGGGCAAUGCUCUGGCGUCAAAAUUAACCAAGCGGUAAGUAACCACAACUUUUACAUAAAAAAAACUUAUUCUGAGCUAGGGGAUUCCCCACUAUGACAAGGUAAUGUGAGGUAAAUAUUCAAUACUAAGGAAGGGAAUGUACAGUUUGAGAUGUAAUGGUAAUAGUAGAUUAUUGGUUUUAGAUAAUUCCUUUUCUGCUGCUUAUAUUUAAUUUUUAUUUAUUUUUUUGAAAAGCUGAUAUUGAUUUCAGACAGAACAUUGAUUAUGAACUUUAUAUUAACAAAAACCAGAGGUUCCAUCAGAAUGCUAAACCGGAAUGUAAAUAAAAUAUAUUUCCUCUAAUUUAAAGUGCACCUGACAGGACAGGUUCAUCUUAGCAAAUAAAUGGUUUAAGGCCUAUUGGGGUUUUUUCUGGCUCUGCAGGAUUUCAAGUUUGGAUACUGAUUCCUACCACCUUUAGCAUUUCUAGCCAAUGAGGCGGUCAUGGUGGUUAGAGUAAGCCUUUAUGGUCAAAACAGCUGAACUGGAAAUGUCUCUAAGUUAGCUAUGCUUUUAAUUAGUGUGGCCUUAAAUUUGAAAGUCACUUUAAAUUCUCCCUUUAGUAAACGACCCUGUUAGUGUACUAUCUAUUUUUUUUUUAAAUACCAUAACAGGGACACUUAAAAUUUGACACGUUGGACUUUAUGGGCCAGUGGCGACAAUUACUGAAUAAAAGCAUAGAGCCAUUUUGAAAUUGUUAUUAAAGGGUUAAUACUUGUCAUGUUCUUAUGAUUAUGUUAUUUAAUGAUUAUUAAAUUAACAGGUGAACACUAUAGUCUUACACAAAAAGGACAUCAGGGUUUUUAAACUUUAAAAGCAUAUUAAAUACAUCAAAAAUAUAAGUAAGUAAAAAUAUAUGUAAAUAAAAAUACAAAUUGUGGGCAGGUGGGAGCUACUGAUAUCAUUAAUCGGGGAGGACGGAUCUAAUGUCCUCCCAGCCUCCACCCAUAAGCGCUGGGUGGAUGUUAUAAUUAAAUACAAAAGAUGGGUGGACAUGCCACUCCUGUGACGAAUAGGCAAACAAAAAAGAUGAAGUCAUGUUCUACUUAGCCCUAAGAAUCAGUGUGAUGUAAAGUUGUCGGGCUCCUGCAAUAGCUGGCCAGUUGCUAGUUUAUUACAGUGAGAUGCUAGUGACUUCUUGCCAUUGUGAGGAUAUGACCUCACAUGGUCAGUGGUCGCAUGAGGGAGGUUUUAAACCUUCCUUAUACUAAUGUGGGGGUCAUUUUGACCGCUACCAUAGGCAUUUAAUCUCUUUGGUUUAUUAUAUAUUUUUUAACAGGAUUAGUCAUUGAAAAGGGCUGAUAAAUGUCAUUCCAAUGCAAAUUUAUCUGCAGUUAUUUCUUAAGCAGCCGACCAAUUAAUGUUGACUAUAAAUCAAUCUGAAAUUCAGAAAAAAAAUCGUCCUAAAAAUACAGUCCAUGUUUAUGAACUGUUUUUGAACCAAAUAAUUUGGACAAAAUGGAGGCCUUUGUUAUAAAGUGAAAGCUUAAUUUAGAUUGUCUGUGCAUAGCACUUUUGCUAUUUUUUUUCUUUGAAGAUUGUAGUACUGGGACAAAAUGCUAUAUGAGCACUAGUUAAACAUUUUAACAUCAUGAAUAUCAACUCAGAUAGUGGUUAUUACUUACUCUGCUCUUUCCACUUCUGCCCCUGCAGGUAGAGUUUGAUGUGACAGUGUGGGCAAACAGGAGAAUCUGCCAAGAUGGGGCACAGAGCUUCAAGCUUCGGGUACUUGGGUUCAAUGAGGAACUGAACGUGCAUAUUGAGCCAUUGUGUGACUGUAAUUGUGGGGAUAAUGAGGAGUUCUCUUCUUACUGCAACGAAGGUCUGGGUAACUACAGCUGUGGCGUCUGCAGGUAAAUUAUUUAAUAAGUCCAUUUGCACCCAGCUUGCUUAGAUAUUUUGGCAAUGGCCAAUUAGCUAACUCAAUUUUAAAAAGAUGCUGAAAAUGACUCUCACUUCUGGUCAUUUUUUAAGUACUGCAUAAAGAUAAAAUCUCCAUGAAAUAAAAUUUAAUUGAAAAUUUCAACACAGUCAAAAUAUAUUAUAAGACUCUCAGAGAAGGUCUACGAGGUCUACAGAGAAUCCCAUGCCUUGUUCACUGCUGACUAUAGCGAACUGAAAAUGUAAUUACAAAAUUUAGAAAAAAAAAUCUCUGACUUGCUGUAGUCACAGCUUGACUAUUUUAUUCUAACAUUUGCAGUUCUUAAAGACAAAAAUACUAACAUUCAACAUUUAGUGAAUAAAUCCCAAUCAUGUAAAGAAUUUCUCCACAUCUUAUACUCAAAUAUGGUACCAAUUUUCACUAUCUUUUUUUCUAUCUAUAAGAAAAAUAAUACACAUAGGAGCACACAUGGUGCAGUAGUGUAUAGUCCAAAAAUAUCAUAUUUAUAAAACAUACCAUGAUGUGUGAAAGGGAAUUAUAUGUAAGGAUCCAAAUAUAUCACUGAGCCCCUCUAAGAAUUCCUUUCCUUCUUCUUUGUAGAUACAAAUGUUUCACUCGCAGACUUAAUAUAACAAUACUAGCAGUAUCAAAUAUCUGUUAAUAAAGUCCACCUUAAACUUGUGUUGCAGCAGCUUUAAAGAGUAAAAAAAAUCUAAAUCAUGUUUGUCUCCUUAUCAAAAGUUCUCCCCAAUGGCGCUUUCUGAAAUUUGCUUUGCAAGCAAUGAGCUGUUUGCAAAAGGCAUCAGAAAAAAGGAGAGGAAAGGAGAGCUGAGAGGAGAUUCAAUAUUUUCAUCCACUGCAGUGUUAAUUUUGUCGACUAACAAUUUUAGUCGACUAAAAAUUUUGAGAUUUAGUCAACUAAAAUACAACUAAAUUUAAAACAAUUCAGAUGACUAAAAUAUGACUAAAACUAAAAUGGCAUUUUAGUCAGAAGACUAUGACUAAAACUAAAUUAAAAUUUGCCCACAAAAUUAUCACAGAGGGGCUGUGAAGGGAGCAUAAGAAAUGGAGGAACUGGGAGGACACAAAGAGACACAGAAGAGCUGGGGAAGGGGCAAGAGAGACAGAUAGAGGCUUUAACUAAACCAAUUGGAUUUUAGUCGUGUCUACUAAAAUCUCCAGUAGAUUUAGUCGACUAGACUAAAACUACAACAGUUCAGAUGGCUUUGACUAAAAAUAAAACGGCUUUUUAAUCAAGAGACUAUGACUAAAACUAAAUUGAAAUUUGUCGCCAAAAUUAUAACUGAUCCACUGCAGGCUCUUUCUCCUAUACUUGGCGUACCUAGCGUACUUUGGUAACCAAACUCAUUUUGACUCUUGUUGGAUUGCCAAGAGUAUGUGGGUGCUACUUUCAUAGUUUGGCUUUAUGUUAUCAUUGCAUGACAAUUAGUAUUGUCUCUUCCAAUUAUCCAAUAAAGGAUAAUACAAGAUUAAGAACAGGUGGUCUAUCUUUUAAAAAGUCAUAAAAAAUAACAUCCCAUUACAUGUAUAUACAAUGGAAUAUCACCUAAAUUAGUAAAUCUUAAAAGUGAUGCAAUUUAACUAGUUUUUCAAUAUACCAUGCAGAAAUAGCUCACUUAUAAUGUGUGUGUGUAAUAAGAAUAAAUAAAUUAGUACAGUUUGCUGUUAAAGGGUAAAUUCUUGCUUUUUAGUUCUUAUUUUAACAAGGAGCAUUUCACAUAUUUAACAAGGAGCAUAUCACUAAGAUUUUGUUAAGAAUAUUUAGCUGGAAGUUACCUAUUUUGAAAAAGUUUUUUAACGCCUUAAAGACACUUCAACAUAAUCAAAAGACAUAUCAUGAUUCCCUUUUAUUCCAGAAGUUUGGUCCUUAAGGGGUUAAGUAAUUCCUAUACAAGUGGCAUAUUGACUAAAUCACUUUUUUCAAGAAUGCAAAUAAAAUAUUUAUUUAAAAUAUUUACCUGCAGUCCAGUACCAGGCGAGGCUCCCAGUGUUUUUUUCUGCACCCAUCUCCAACGCCACUGGGGCUGUGCACGGUCCAACAAUAGGAUUCUCAUAGUGGGUAGGAGGGAGUUUUUUUUUUAAAUCAUGGAACAUGGAGGAAGGUGGGAGGGAGCACAGAGUUUGAAGAAGGGUGGGAGGGGAGAUCUAUCUUCCCCUUGCAGGCAGGGGAUUUUAACAUCUGUUGUCAGCGUGCAGUGUAUGCUGACAACAGACAUAAUUUAAGCACAGAAUUGAGAAUUAAGCAGCACGGAACAGAGUUCUGGGCUGUUGAAGCCAUGCGUGCUGGGUGUGCAAGUAGCUCCUGGCAUAUAAUUGCCAAUAGCUUAGUAUGUGCAGUGUUUCAAGCUGAAACACUGUACAUAAUGACUCCUACCACCAUGACCACUUCAAAUCACUGAAGUGGUCAUUGUGGUUGGAGUAAAAAUAGUCACAGGAACCGCACUCACUCCCAAUGGCCAUCGGUGCUCCAGAACAGGACCAGCAAUCCCAACACGUCAAGGCAGCAAGAAAGAUUCCCAGGCACUCAGAGUGUGAAAGCCGCAGGCAGAUUUAUUGAAACAAAAAGGAGAAUAGCAACGUUUCAACCUACUAAGAGGUCUUUUUCAAGGUAUUGUGGUUCGAGUGUCCGUUUAAGCAAAAGGAAUUAAAAUUAAAAUAAUUCACAGUUAAAGGACCACUAUAGUGCCAGGAAAACAUAACUUGUUUUCCUGGCACUAUAGUGCCCUGAGGGUGCCCCCACCCUCAGGGUCCCCCUAACGCCGGGCUGGAUGGAGAGGAAGGGGUAAACUUACCUCUUUCUCCAGCACCGGGCGGGGAGCUCUCCUCCGCCUCCUCUCCUCCUCUUCGGCUGAAUGCGCAUGCGUGGCAAGAGCUGCGCGCGCAUUUAGCCACUCUCAUAGGAAAGCAUUAUCAAUGCUUUCCUAUGGACGCUGGCAUCUUCUCUGAGAAGCACGCAAGCGCCUCUAGCGGCUCUCAAGAGACAGCCACUAGAGGCUGGAUUAACCCUAACAUAAACAUAGCAGUUUCUCUGAAACUGCUAUGUUUAUAGAAAAAAGGGUUAACCCUAGCUGUACCUGGCACCCAGACCACUUUGGUCUGGGUGCCUAUAGUGGUCCUUUAAACCACUUUUUGAAAAGAACAGUUUGAUAAUAACCCCCAGAGUUGUAAUUGGUUAUAUGUAGUGUUCAAAAUUAGUUUUUUAAUAUGUAUCAGCAUUAAAGUUUAAUUGAAACUUGUCAGUUUGGCUAAAAGUAGAAGUAAAUGUAAAUUUACAUUUAUAAAUAGAUUUAGAAGUAAAUGUAAAUUUAUAAGCUGCUGAUAAAGGUAAAAACAAAAAAUAAAGAGUGACUUAGAAAUGUUCAAUGAAGUGUAACUUGGCCCAAAAUAGGUUGGAAACCGCUGGUCUAUGGCACAGCUAUUCCUUCCCACUACACUGAUAUAUAUAUUUUUUCUGUGGCCAAAGCAGAAUUUCACCCCACCAGGUCCCACAUCACUAACGGCCUUCUCUCAUUAUUAUUAUCUUGCACUGAUGUUAAAGGACCACUAUAGUGCCAGGAAAACAUACUCGUUUUCCUGGCACUAUAGUGCCCUGAGGGUGCCCCCACCCUCAGGGUCCCCCUCCCGCCCGGCUCUGGAAAGGGGAAAGGGUUAAAACUUACCUUUUUCCAGCGCUGGGCGGGGAGCUCUCCUCCUCCUCUCCUCCUCCGUUCCUCCUCCUGGGCUGAAUGCGCACGCGCGGCAAGAGCUGCGCGCGCAUUCAGCCCGUCGCAUAGGAAAGCAUUUACAAUGCUUUCCUAUGGACGCUUGCGUGCUCUCACUGUGAAAAUCACAGUGAGAAGCACGCAAGCGCCUCUAGUGGCUGUCAAUGAGACAGCCACUAGAGGAUUAGGGGGAAGGCUUAACCCAUUCAUAAACAUAGCAGUUUCUCUGAAACUGCUAUGUUUAUAAAAAAAUGGGUUAACCCUAGAAGGACCUGGCACCCAGACCACUUCAUUAAGCUGAAGUGGUCUGGGUGCCUAGAGUGGUCCUUUAAGGUCACCUAAGAUGCUGAGCUUCAUUAAGUCCUUAAUUGUAGUAUUUUGAGCACACACACAGGAAUAGUUCUAUUGUAGAGCUUUGCCUGAAUAUGCCCCACUUUAUGUCACUGAGCUACACUUUCUAAAGAAGUGCCGUCAUGGAGUUACCGUAUAUACUCGAGUAUAAGUCAACCCGAAUAUAAGUCGAGACUCCUAAUUCUACCCCAAAAAACUGGGAAAACUUAUUGACUCGAGUAUAAGACUAGGGUGGAAAAUGCAGCAGCUACUAGUAAAUUUCUAAAUAAAAUUAGAUCCCAAUAAAAUUACAUUAAUUGAAUAUUUAUUUUGUGUAUGAGUGCAGUGUGUGUGUAUGAAUGCAGUGUGUAUGUGUAUGAGUGCAGUGUGUGUAUAUAAUAUAGAGUGUGUUUGUGUAUGUGAUGCAGAGUGUGUAACCUUGGUACGAGGUGGGCAUUUGUAUUAUUUUUUUUUAAUUAUUAUUAUUUUAAUAUUACAUUUUUUUAAAAAUAUUAUUAAUAUUUUUAUUUUAUUUUAAUAUUAUUACAUUUUUUAUUUUAUUAUAUGAUUAUUUAAAUUUGUAUUAAUAAUUUUUUGUCCCCCCCCUUCCUGCUUGAUACAUGGCUAGGGAGGGGGGCUUUAACAUUCCCUGGUGGUCCAGUGGCAUGGGCUGUGCAGGAGGGGGGCUGGCAGCGAGCUGUAACUUACCUUUCCUGCAGCUCCUGUUAGCUCCCUUCUCCUCCGUGCCAGUCAGCUCCCCUUUUAGCUCCCACUGUAAGUCUCGCGGAGCCUUGCAGCGGUAACCCGGGGCCAUGCUCUGAUCCGCGGCUCUCGCGAGACUUACAGUGGGAGCUGACAGGGAUGCUGACCGGCACGGAGGAGAAGGGAGCUGACAGGAGCUGCAGGAAAGGUAAGUUACAGCUUGCUGCCAGCCCCCAACAGGACUGCAGGGCUUGUAAUGAGCCCGGCGGUCCUGGUCUGUAUUAUGGCAAUGUAAGUUGCCAUAAUACAGACAUGACUCGAGUAUAAGACGAGUGGGGGGUUUUCAGUACAAUAAAUGUGCCAAAAAACUCGGCUUAUACUCGAGUAUACACGGGUAUUUUGCUUUUUAACAAAAGAUUUGCACAGAUAUGAAAAUUUGUAGUCCAUUUAUUGUCCGAUUUCCAAUUUAAUUUCCAGGUACAUGGAAUUCUAUAAUAAAAUAAUGGAACCUGACUAUCUGUAGGAAACAUAUGGAAAUAGAUCAGUAUUCUCUUCUCUUUCAGCUGCCCCGAUGGCUACAGAGGAAAACAAUGCGAGUGUCAACAAGACAAGCAGGACUCUGAAUCAGACUGCAGGGUGGGGGAAUCCCUGCCCUGCAAUGGCCGUGGAAGGUGCGAAUGUGGACGAUGCGCAUGCAACUUGGGUGUGAGAGGAGAAUUUUGUGACUGUGACGACAAUGGCUGUGAGAAACAUGACGGCCAAGUGUGUGGAGGUAAGGACAUCUCACAUCACCCACGGCACAUUUUAAAGGCAAACUGCAUUCUAGAUGCUAUUCUGAUAAGUAAUCUAAAUGAUUCAUAACAUAUAACUAAUAUUUACCCAUGUCAAUGGCUUAUAGCAAAUCUUUCACUUAUGGAGUCUUAAUUUAUUUACAAAGACACUCCCCCUCAAAGUGGCAUGUACACUUCAUUAUGACACCCUGGGGAAAAGGUCGGCAUAUGUAUCUUAACCUCUCAUUCUCUCUCUUUGGAGCCACCAUCUUACUCUUAGAUCCUAACUUUAUCUGCUGGAAACCCACAUCAUUGGUCAGUGGAAGCUCCUACAAGACCAAGGAAUCCUCUAUAUAGGAUCUCAUACAUGAUGAUCUCAUAUCGAGCAAGAAGAUGCUUGUUCCCAUCAGCUGCCACUCAUAUGAAAUGUUCCAUUGCUGGAAUAAUGUGCCUCCAUUUCAACAGAGAUAUAUAAGUUUUUAUGACACUUUCCUAAUCUGUAGUAUAUAACUACAAUCCUUAAACCAUAAAUCAGACAUCUCGAUUUCUGACACUUUUAGCCAAUGAGCCAAACCUGCAGUGCAUGACUUAGCUCAGCCGAGGAGCUUCCGGCUGCAGAUGAGGCAACAGGAGGGCUUAGCUCAGUGGAGCUAAGGAAACUCUAUGCAGCAGCUACCAGCUCAACUGCAGAUGGCACUGGCGGUCUGAAGGUAAGUUGUCAAGUCAUGCUUAGGUGGUUUGACUACUUACUUUAGGAGGAUGCCAUGGCACUCCUGGCACCAUAACUGCUACAGAUGAUGACAGUGGUUAUAAUUCUUGGGAGUUUAAACAAUCUUUCUGUUCUCCUUGCCAUUUGCAGUGUAUGGUGACCCUUACAUGUGUUUAGUUAGUGUUCUCUGGCUUUGACUCAGCCUUUUCUUCAGUAUUCAAACCCAGGCUAAUUUGAGUGUAUUUCUUUUAUUUAUUUAUUUAUUUUUGUAUUAACAUAAAUGUACAGACAUAUGUCAGGUAACAAUAUUCAAAAUACAACGUAAACAUUUUGCGAACAUCUGUCACAUAAAAUUAUACGUUGGCAUUGCCCUGUCUUAUAGUACAUGAGUGUAGGAUUGUCGUUCCCAUUUUGCAUGCUAAGUGUGUGCGUUUCGUAUCUGUCCUUACGGUUGCUUUAUGAUGGUCAAUACUUUUUUUUGUUUGUUUAAUCUAGAAUGUGGAAAAGGAAAUUAAGGAGAGGGGGAUAUCUAGCACUCUGGUAUACCUCGAUUUGAUACCACCAGGACUACUGAGUGCUAUUUCUGUGCCAUGUGACCUUUGAUGUUGUGACUGGGUUUACUAUCUGCGCGUUUUCUAGUUAGGUAUUCCUUUGAUCGCGCGUUAGCACACUUAUCUUCUACCUGUCCUAUGGUAGCUAUUUGGAAUUUUUAACUCCGCAAAAAGGAAAGCACUUGGUAUAUCCUAUCGGUGGUUCGUCCUGUGAUUCCAUCUUUAGCCUGUACCAGCUCUUCCCCUGAAAAAAGUGAUAGAAAAAUAAGGAGGAAUAGUAAGGAAUAGAAAGAAUAGUAAUUGGGACAUGAGAAGUGGGGGGGUGAGGUGGGCUGGGGUAGGGGGCGUUUGAUGGGUAGGGCAUUUAAUUUGACUGGCUGAUUGCGCUUGUGUGUAACUUCCCACGGGACAGUUUUCCCAAGGUUUCCAUAUCCUAAUGAAGGUUUUUGAGGUGCCUCUAAUUCUAGCUGUUAGAUCGUCCAUUAAAUGAACCUCUUUUAUCCUAUUUAUCACUCCUACUAUGGAUGGCGUGCCUGGUUUGAGCUACUCGGAGGCUACAGCUCUCCUUGCUGCUAAUGUAAUUUUGUGUAUAAGCUUUUGUUCAUAACUGGUCCAUCCAUCUAUGGGCCUGCUUAAUAAGUAUAGCCAUGGAUCUACAUCAGGGGCUCUUGAAAAAACCUGUGAUAGUAGGGCCCUUAUCAGGUUCCAGAAAGUGAUCAUCUGUGGACAUUCCCACCCAGUGUGGAUAUAUGUCCCUCUCAAUCCACAGCCCCUCCAACACACGUCCGUAGGAGUUUUUUUCAUUUGAUAUAGUUUUACCGGAGUAGUAUACCAACGAAACAUUGUUUUGAUUGAUUGUUCCUGGAGGGUAACACACACAGAAGAGGUAUGGUUAGCCUCCCAAAUCUCCUGCCAGUUUAUACCCUCCAGCACCUCCCCUAGGUCUCUCUCCCAUUGAUCUGUGUAGGACAGUUUACCCCAGUCCCUAGUUUCUAAGCAGAGGUGGGCAUACAUGAGAAUUUGAGUGUAUUUCUAACCUGAACCAGGCUGUAUUCCCUGUUUUGUGUAUUUCUGGUAUCAGGACAGAGCUAGCUUUAGUGACUAUGUUUAUAUGACAUGGUUUUUUUUUUACAUCUUCUGACAUAUUUCAUUAAGCCAGGGCCUCUCUAUCUUUUUCUGUCUUCACUUGUUAGGAUUGUUAGAUCUGUGUUGGGGUUAAAUGUACUCCUGACAUAUAGCCACCUAAUAAAAGGAUGUCUAUUUUCAAUAUUUAAUUCAAAAUAAAGAUUUCUGAUGUUUUGUUUUUGUUGCAAGGAUGAAUUGACAUACGUAUACUGAUAAUGUUGGUCCAUUGUAGCAGUUAUCCUUCUUUAAUGCAACCAACAGCCAUUAUACGGGAUGGAGAAUAUUUAAAAAUAUGUUAAUACCUUUAUGUAAGCAUGCCUGUAGAAUAUGUCAAUUGUUUAUAGCUGGGCAUAGCAAGAAUGUGUGCCAUAAUCACCAUUCUAGAUCACUGAGCUAUAACUAAGCUAAUAGUGAACUGAUAUCUAUUUUGGGGAAUGGAAAAAUAUCUAAGCUUUUGCAUGGUGCCUGGAGUCAAACCGAUACAAUUUCUCUUGGUUCUCAUAUGAUUCCAUGUGAUUUAAAGGAGCAUACAUAGAAAAAUGUAUUUUUACUUUGUAAGCUAGUUAUAUUCAAUAUUGAUAUAUUAAGGGGACUCCGAUUGGUUAGAUAGAUAGAUAAAUGCUAGAUAGCUAGAUUCUCACAUAGAUAUAAUAUUCUUCUCUCACCCAGGUAUUUCCAGGGGAAUUUGUGACUGCGGGAAAUGCAAAUGUUUGGCUAAUUACACUGGCGAUGACUGCACUUGCAGUCUGGAUACAAGCGCAUGUAUGACCAGCGAAGGAAUAUGCAGCGGCCAUGGACGAUGUGUGUGCAACAAGUGUAUCUGUGAGGAAGGGUAUCACAACAAGGUGUGUAAAGAGUGCCCUCAGUGCCCGACGCCAUGCCAAAAACACAGGUGAGCUCACAGGUGUAUUUGUGAUUGGCCUUCUCGUGUGAAGGACCUUUGAAGAAAAAUAAACAUUGCAUGCUUCUUAUUAGGGUCUGCAAGCUGUUAUCUCAAUGUGCUUGCUAGUAAUAAAUUACAUUAUACAACUUGUAUUUAUAAGUACAUUUCAUGUGGUUUGAUAGUAGUCACCAUUGUCACAUCAUUUAGAAAGUUAGAAAGUUAACAACCUUUUUUUCAUAUAAACACAUGAAAGGGAAUAGAUUUAAGUACACUUACAAAAUGAAUAAGCAAAAAUAAAUAAAUAAAAGAGUAACACAAUAAAGGGAUUGAAUUUAAAUACACUUAUAAAAUGAAUAAAGACUUAAGUACUCAGCCUUUUUUGUUAUUAAAUAAGCAUUGAUAUACAUGACACAGAGGGAAAGAGUCAGAGGGAUAAAGGGAAACAAAGGGUAAAGGGAAAAGAAAGGGUCACAAAAGAUACAAUACAUUUUACUUAAUACGCACUUGUAAUACAAAUGUAUUUAUAUAGAAAUCCCUCCUGGUUAAGGGGAUAUCACUUUAGUAAUAAUUUUUGUAAGAAUUAUGGAACCUAAAUGAAAACUUCACGUUGGCUUGAUAGGAUAAAUACUUAUCCCAUAAUAGACUAGAUAACCACUGAGAACACAUGGGUUAAAAUAUUAAAAUGAUUAUGUGUCAAUUCACAAGAUGUGUUUUUAUGUUUUAGAUCAGGGGUGGGGAACCUUUGGCCCUCCAGAUGUUUUGGACUACAUCUCCCUUGAUACUUUGCCAGCAUUAUGGCUGUCAGAGCAUUAUGGGAAAUGUAGUGCAGAACAUCUGGAGGGCCGAAGGUUCCCCACCCCUAUUUUAGAUAAAAAGAUCCUUUUUUUUCUCUCUCUCCUACCCUAAACAAGGGAUAAAGAGUCCUCGCCUGAUCGGCAGACAUUUUUUUUAAAAGGACAGAUUGGAGGUAUUAGAUAUCGCACCCUGGUCUCAUGGAUGGGACUGGAAAUGGGAAGCGGCCCAUGGUGGAUGUAUAGAUGGCAUGAAUAGCUGUCCCUUUUUUGUUGUUUUUUUGUUUUGUUGUAUGUGUGCACUGUCGUGACUGUGGACUCCUAUGGCUAGUGAUUUAUUAGGGAAUUUACAUGAAAAAUUUAUUAAAAAUAGUUACUUUUAAUGUAAAAGGCCUCAAUAUACCCCAAAAGAGAAUCAUUUUCUUAGACUGGCUUGAUAAAAGCAAUAUAGAUGUUUGUGGUAUACAGAAGACUCACUGGAAGGGCAAUAAUGCUAAUAGAAUUAUAAGUAAAAAAAUUCCAAAUGAAAUAAAUGCUUCUCUAAGAGAUAGUAAAAAAUGUGGAGUAGCUAUUCUUAUUUCAAUUUUUUUUAAAUACGAACACAUACUGAAAACGUGAUAAAAAGGAAGAUUUAUUUUCCUGAUAUGCAAAUUGAACAAUAAAAUAUUUUCUCUUAAUGUUUAAGCACCUAAUGAAAAACAGGUGCACUAUCAAACGGAAUAUUGUAUAAAUUUCUUGAUAGAAUCAAGAGUACGUUUCUACUCUUUGGAGAUUUUUACUGUAUUGUAAAUGUCGAAAAAGAUAAGCUAAAGACAAAAACUUGACCUAAAAACACGGUGGUUGGCAAGAUCUUUUCAAGAUACCCUUGCAAAAUGCAAACUAUAUGAUCUGUGGAGAACACAUUUCCUUUUGGAAAUGAAUACACUCACUUUUCACAUAGACAUCACUCGUUUUCCAGACUUUACAUGAUUAAGUCUCAUAACACAACUGCUAGUCUAUGUAAGAAGAUAAAAUUGGAUAAAGUGGCCCUGUCUGAUCAUAAUCCAGUCUGUUUGGAAAUAGAGAUUGACUAUAUACUAAAAAGGGGUAACUGGAGAAUCAGAGAUACCCUGCUCAACAAUAAGGAAACAGUGGAGGAAAUUACCUCGGUAUCGAAUCUAUAUUUUAAAGAAAAUUUAAACAGAGAAGUUAGCCAAGGCAAAGUAUGGGGUGCCUACAAAUGUGUUAUCAAGGGACAUUUACUUAAAAUAGAGGCCCAUAUUAAAAAAGAGCAUUGCCAGUCCCUAAAUGAUCUCUAUAUUAAAUUGGAUAAUCUUGAGAGCAUAAAACCUAAAGAUAAAGAGGUGAUUAAAGAAAUAGUUCAAGCUAGAAAUAACAUUAGAGUCUGCUGCCUAUACCAAACAAAACCUUACUCAAAUGGAAACAGAAUUAGUAGUAUCAGGGUAACCACACAGAUACAUUUCUAACCAACUUUAAAAAUCUCAUCUUAAAGAAAGAAAUUUUCAAAAUCACAAGAAAUGGCUGCUUUAAUAUCCUGAUCAAAUUGAAUCUGUGUUCAGAGAAUACUACCACCAUUUGUACAAUUUUUAUGACUGUAAUAAAAAUAUCAAUUUGGAAUAUUUAAGAAACUUAAAACUAAAAUCACUGAAUACAAAACAAAAGGAACUUAUAGAGAAAUCAUUCUGUUUAUUUUUCCUUGUGACAUGCAGUCCCUGCGCAGAGUGCAAAGCCUUUGGAACUGGUCCCUUGAGUAGUACUUGCUCUGCUAAAUGUGAAAAUGUUAAUGUCACCAUGGUCAAAGCGUCAGAUCCCAGAUUGAAGGACAGAGAAGGAUGGUGCCAGGAAAAAAAAGAGGACUCUCUAAUUACAUUCCAUAUCACAGAAGAUGGGAAAAUGGUUCAUAUUCUUGUGAAGGAAAAAGGUGAAAGAAAAGAAAAGUGGAUUAUUGAGGGCAUGUUGAUGAUUAAGUGGGAUGGUAGCAAAUGAAAAUACAUAAAUGGGAUAUUAUUGCUUUACUCUCACGGCAAGCAUUGUUUGCGUAUAUCAAACAGCUACAUCUAUUUUAAACAUCUAAGAGCCUUUAAUGUUUAGCUAAUACUUACCACCCUUACAUACUCAAAAGUGUUCCCCCAAAGAUUAGCCUUUUAUUUGCUUUCUUAAAAAUCACUCACAACAUCUUACGCUUUGCUCAAUAACAGUACCUGUGUUGCCUUUACAAAAAUGGCCCUAUAUGUUAAAGGAACAUUUCAAGCACCAUAACCCCUACGGUGAUCUGUAGCAGGUGUGGUGUCAGGAGUGUCCUUGCCACCCUCCUCACUCCCCCCAAUUUCCUACCAAGGUUCCACUGGGUGAUUCUCUUUGCAUCUCCUUUUCUAGAAUGAGUUUACUCUCAGCAAAUGCUCUAAGAUAUUCACCAGCCGUCUUAGCUCAGAACUGUGAGUUACUGGUUCUCUUAGAGGCACUAACAUUGGAACACUGUAGUGGCUUUUUAAAAUUCCAUUAACAGCAAUAACCUAAAAGAAUUCUCAUGUAAAGUAUCAAUUCUGAUCUCUUUCAUCUUGCCUCUUCUUCUAGCUACAUUCCAAUUCACAUUCCUAGAAUCCACCAACUUAUGCACAGCUUGUAUUGAAACUUACGAGAAUGAAUCUUUACAUAUUUUCUAAAAAUUUGUUUUUUUUCUUAUUUACUCACAGAGGUUGUAGAUCAAACACAUCUAAUUAUGGGUCUGGUUUUGGGCACUGCAAUGAUUGGGCUGUUGAUCAUCGUAGCGUACCGUGUGGCAGUGGAGUUAAUUGACCGACAAGAGUACAAACGCUUCCAGAAAGCAAGAAAUGAAGAACGAUGGAAUGAGGUCUGUAAAUAACGCAAACUAAAAACAGAAUCUGUUUUCCAAUAGUUGGCACUACGCUUUUGUCAUUAGAUGUAACUAUUUCACAAAGUACUCAUCUAAUAAACACAUGCAAAAAUGUGCUUUCAUAAAUCUGUAAAUAAAAUGCCUUGCAAUCACCUAACGAAAAUUCCGUAAGUUCAAAAACGAACAAAAUCAUCUGAAAUUAAAAUCCUAAUUAAAACGAUUUUAAUUUGUAUGAUUUGGUUCAUUUGUGAACAAACUGAAUUUUCGGAAUUGAUUCAUUCGAGUGGCGAGUGCAACACCCAGAUACGGUUGAUUAUUCCUUUUUCUCUGCUCUCCACUCUACAUACUCAAGAAUCAAUUUGGUUGUAGUAAAUAGACUGUACAUGAAAACUGUAGAUAUGAUUGACAUAAACUGCAUAUCAUGGUCAGACCACACUGUCAUUGACCUGUUUCUUAGACUUCCAAGGACCACGUCCUCCUGGACAUGGCAACUAAACACCUCGCUCCUACUGGAUGAGCAGAUAGUGAAAGAACAUAAAACCGUAUCCGAAAAUAUUUUCAACAUAUUGAUGAUUUCCCUCCUUUUACAACUUUUCACUUACAUCUUCUUAUUUCUAAAAUUAAAUUAUGUUCUAAGGUGUACAAACAUACGCAGCAACUGAAGCAGACUGGAUCUCUUGCAACUUAGUAAUCAAUUAAGAUAAUAUAAUUAAUUUAGCUUGUGUGGUUUUAUUUUAAAAAAAAAAAAGAGAGAAAGAGAGGAUCACUAUACUGAAUCGGAUUUGGUGUAAAAAAAAAAAAGAUUUUCAAAAUUCAAAGAUUACUUGGUUUGCAUAAUGACAAAAUAACAAUAACUUAUCCACAAUAUGUUAGUAUUUUUCUAAAAAUCAGAUAGAGGACAACCAAAAAAUAAUUUUCCCCCCUACUUUAUCUUUCAGAGCAAUAACCCACUGUUUAAAAGUGCUACAACUACCGUGAUGAACCCAAACUUUCAGGAUUAAUGAAUAACCGUUUUUGUCAUCUGGACUGCUGGGAACAGUUUUGUAAAUUUUUUUUUUUAAAAGCCCAGUACAAGUUGGUUGGAGAUUAUAUAUGUCUCUUUACCAGUGGCUGACAGCUGUAAACCCACACCAUUGAACAAGUAUUGACUGUUUCUGGGAACCCUGGUACCUUGCCUUGAUAUAUCUGCAAGAAACAAUAUUAUUUCCAGUCAAACAAGAUUAGAAUCUGAUAAUUAAAACAUUAGUUGAUGGAAUGCCUGAUGUGAUGGAAUAUACUUUUGUUCUGGAUGCCUUUAUUUAAAUACCGAAAACCCCUCGAAAUUGUACAUGGAUACAAAAGAACAACUUAAGAACUGUGUGCUAUUGGUUCAUGACCAAGGUCUCUUCUAGCUUGAAUAAUAAAGGGGAAAAAAAUGGUCCACAGAUAAGUGGAGCAUGGUAUAUUUAAUAAGUGGUAUUUCUGCAUACCAUACUUUUUUCAUGUGAGCAAAUGCAGUUUCCUUGAGGAUAUAUAGUAAGCAAAAAUACCAAAAGGAAAAUGAGAAACCACCUCUUGUUUAAACAGGAUCUAGGUAGUAUUCAUUUUUUAAUGUAACCUAGUCACCUUAGCUCUGGGUCAGGAACCAAAAUUGGUUUCCUGUGAAAUUCUAUUAAAUCUCCAAUGGAGAGAACAGGUACAUCAUGUUUAUCAAGCACCGGGCAGCUGCCAACACGAAAUGGUCUUCUGUAGCAGAACUGUCUUCUUAAGGUAUUCCAGAAUUUAUUUUGCUACAUACUAUUGUACAAACUGAAGAAUGGAUUACUGGGGUAAUUUUAUAAUUAAAUAGCUUGCCAUGCUAAUGCUACAUCGACCGUUGGGUCUUGAUAAAGAGAAAGUUAAUAACCACUGGUUUAUGAAUAACUAGAAUGAUGGAUUAUUAUAGAGGUCAACAUAUUCCGCCACACUUUGCAACUUUAUAAUGGGGAAUAACCAGCAAAUAACACAAAAAAGAAAUGUUAACAGAAACAAAAAGGUGGAAGGGACUCAAUGAACUUAAAACCUAGAGGAGGUAAUUAACCAUAAAAAAAGAAAUAACUGGCUGACUUGUAACCUUACACUCCAGGCUGAAGCUGAUUAGCAUUUUAGUAAAAUUAUAUAGAUAAUAAAUCACAAUAUGUACAAUAGUACCCAUCAGGCAGGCUGUUGACAACAUUAAUAGUCAUAUAUCACAAUAGUCAACCCAUAAACUGGAUUAUAUCUGUUAUUGUAUCCCAGGCAAUAGACAGAUCUUGGGUGUGAAAAUUAAGUUGUAUACAAACCACUUGUUCAUAUAACCUCAGGAUUGAUGGAAGUCAAUGUUCUGUUAUGGAUUUUUAUAUAUAUGUAUGUACUAAGUAUAUGAGGCAUUAAUACUCUGUGCACCAUUGUCCCUCACUUAUUGUUUGUUAAUAUAAUCUUCUUUUACCAUGCAAAUGUUGUAAACGAAACAAAAUGCAAAUAAAAUAAAAUAAAAAUAUGUACAAGAAAA
Pelobates cultripes (western spadefoot toad) is the source of this 70249-nucleotide messenger RNA. NCBI's taxonomy places the organism in Eukaryota, Metazoa, Chordata, Amphibia, Anura, Pelobatidae. The record is from the annotation of a GenBank genome assembly.